UGGUGCUGAAAUUAUUUGCCUAGUCACCACCAGUCUUCAAUAAACAUGGCAAAAAAUGUGAAUUAGUUUAAUUGGAUGUAGGGUUUCAAAGAGUUAGUUUAAGGGUUAUAACCAAAUUUAACUUGGACACAUUGGCGGAGGCCGACUACAUUUCAGUUCAGUUCACUUACAUUCAACAGUUGACAGUUAGGACUGUGCACACGCGGAGUGAUACACUACAUUUCUUCACUUUAAUCGUCCAUAUAUUUAUUAAAACACCACUACAGAUGAGAGGACGAACUUCUGCAGCGGUACACCAAACUAUUUAUACGAGCUAUGUUUACGCCUCUCAUCUGUUCACCGCCUCAGUUGACUGAACCGGAAGACUAGUUCCCUGGGAAAUGUAUUCAUGACAUCAUUUCUCCCCACCAGUGCUCAAAGCAGGAGGGUCAAUAAUGUGACUACACUACCCAUAAUGCACCGCGUUGUUGUUACCGACCCCAUCUUGUGUCCUCCUCAUGAAUAUAUAUCAGUCAGUAUUUGCGUAGGAGGUCGGCCGACGUUCAUUUCAUAUUCCAGCGCUGUAUUUUGCUCUAAAUGGGACGCACAGUCACGUCUCCGCCCUGAUAUGUCCCCGCGCGCCCAGCCUCUUCCCAGCGAACUGUAUCGGUAAAAUGCUUUUUUUCAACUGGAGAAGCGGAGGAGACUCCGAGGGGGAAAGGAAGGCAAGAAGUGGAUGACUACUAGUGGAAUAAGUCGGCAACACCGCCCAGCUGGCGGACAUUUACCACGGUGGGCACGUAUUCAGGCUUUUAAAUGUAGAGGUUGUAGGUGUAACCAAGUGCGCACCGUUAUUUAUUUAGAGUGGAGGACUUUUCAUUGGCAGAGAGAUGGAAAGUGUGCAGGCUGCUGCUGAUGAUGGCGCGUCGGAUGGAGGCGCGACCAAGUUAAUGAAGAAGCCCAACGGACUGUCUGUCGCCCGGGGGACUCCGGCGGAUGAUGGCGGUGGACAUUUGGCACCCUCCCGCGUAGAGGCAAAGAACGGGAAUAGCCUCUCUCAUUCCUCCUCUACAACGGGAUCAAGUGCGUCAAACCGAACUGUGGCGUCUAAUGGCCGGGGCUCUUCCAACAACUCCAGCUCCCUCCUGUUGAGACGGAGGCGAUUGAAGAGGAACCUCUCCGCCGCCGCAGCUGCAGCCACCGCCACCUCAGCUGUCACCGCCGCCUGCGGCGCCAAGAUGAACUCGGCCCUGUCCUCUGCGUCUUUACAUACUCGAAGUCUGGAUCGAAAGACUCUGCUCAAGCACCGACAGAACAUGCAGCUGCAGCCCGCAGACCGCGAGUGGGUGAGAGCAGAUCUCCACCGGGGCUCCGUGCAUGUUCACUCUAGACUGACGCCCUCAUAUCCCAGACCGGUUCUUUGCACUCUGGAUACCACAGCAGGCGAGGUGGCUCUCCGUCUGAGCAAACUCUGCAGUAAGUCGAGCUCCGUUAUGCGCAUUUUUUCUAAAGAUAACCCCAAGACUGAUCAAAAUGGCAACUGCAAUGUGAAGUAUGAAUAUAAUGAUAACCACUGCAAGGUGAAUGAAGACUCCAGUAUAAAAUGCAACCACCUGAAUCCCCUGGAAUCCACAGAAUUGAGGGGCCAUCCGAGUGACAGGUUGAGGCUGCUGCUCAUGGAGAAUGCAGAUGAGAGGCAAAAGCAACAGGACGUUGAUGGAAAACUUUUCAGCCCUGAAUCAGAAUCACAGGACAAUAUAACUUGUUCACUGUCAGAUUUGAACUCUAACUCUAACAUUGAUACCCCCAAUGAUGAUGACUCAGAGCACAGGAACGGUAUGGACAGCUAUGGAUUAAAUUCUGGCUCUGAUGUGGAAAGCAGUGCUUUUGAUGACUUGAGCUCUGGGGCCCGGCUCAGCGAGCACAGGGACUCCCUCAGUGAUGACAUGGUCCUGGGAACAGAGGCCUCUAUCCUCAGCCCCUCGUUUGACAGUGCCACAGAGGGCCACGACAUGUAUGGCAGCUCCUCAGACGAACUGGAGCUUGACUGUCCUGUGUCCAGCACGAACAUGGACCCCAUUUCUGAACAUCACACCAAUGGGAUCAGUGCUGUCACUGCCAACUACAAGCACUGCAACAUAGAGCAUAUAAACAACAUGACAAACAAUAUGGGGUCUGAUAGUAGACUCAACCCGCACAGUCUGGGCAGCCUGCCACCCAGCAGCAGUGCCGGCUCAUUGUCAAGAGCCUGUUCUACAGGUAAUACACCUGACAUCCAAGAUCCGGACUGUGGCCAGAGUGCUGUAAAAUCAGGGCUGACAGCAGAUCUCAAUGGAGAUUCCUGUGAUUCCAGCCCAACGCUGUAUGUUCAGCUGCAUGGUGAAGCUGUCAGGAGGCUUAGCCCAGAUGAGAGGCCUCUGCAGAUUCAGAAUGACUUUCUAUUUAAGCUUGGAUUUAAGGACCCGUGGAGAGUUCAAGAGGAAGGGCUCAACACAGAAAUUGGCUCUUUGUUACGUUUUUAUGCAGGUAAGUUCAUCCAGGUGUGAUUAUAUUCUCUUGUGAUGAAGUUUUCAGCUCAUUCUGGGACUUGUUGAGGCCUACACACUGUGCUUUGGCUGUAAUAUCCUUAGUGUUGCAGUGUUUGUUACAGGUUGUCGACUUGUAUCACUAAAUGAGGCAGGUGCAUUCGUGCAGACCAGUGACAUUGUACUAUUAGAGCAAAGCAACAGUUUAUAUCCUGUUUUUGCUGAGACAGUCUGAUUUUUACAGGUGGGUAGUUUCUGACUCAGAGCAGUUUUUCAAACAUGAGCCAGAGUCCUCUGUUUUACAUUCUUGAAGGAUUGAAAGAUGAGGUCCAGAUGUUACUGAUAUCACUGUGGCACAAUUUGAAUGCCGUCAGUCAAGGUGAGUGCAGAAGAGGACCUUUGCCAAAAACAAAAGCAGGUGUGAUGAGCUUAGAUAGGCUUUCCCUGUGACGGUGCACCAUGUUAAGGUUUAACUAUUUAAUGGCAUGAUUAGUUCACACUGAGGUUAUGGCCUAAAGGUUCCUGCUUUGCCAGAUCUACCUGGCCUGAAGAACUUCCUUUAAUUUUAGGUUUCUUCCGUCGUGGCCUGACUUUGUUGGACCGUAGCAGCACACUGUGCUUCCAUGGACACGCAUGACAUCACCACAAAGCCAUCACCACAACUUAUGGUGCACAGACAUGGGGCCCUUUUCCGGCUUUUGCCCCAUUAUCAUCCUAAUGAAAAGAGUGAAUGCCUUUGUGGUUGGAUGGAGAGUAGGGGUGGGAGUGGUAUGGCUGAGAGGACCAUAAACCCUCUCUGUGGACCCAGUAAAGUUUAGUCAUUGAGAUGCUGCACAGUGCCUGUCCUAUUGGCAUCCAGCGCGGCUACUGUCACACUAACUAACUGCCUGCCAAGCUGGGUUAACGUGCUUCUCCAAAGCGCAGGAAGCCCUUUUCUUCAUCACGCCACUGCCUCCACCACUGCUGCUAUUGCUGUCGCCGCUGAGGGAAAUGAAUUGAGGAGAGGAGGGGGGGAAGGAAGGGGUAUCAGUGGAACCGAGUGUCUGCUGAGGACAGUGGAGGAGAAAACUGUUUGUUGGGUUUGAACAAGACAAGAGAGGCACUAAUACUCUCCAGCUUCCUGUCCUGAGAGGCUGUUGAACUAGAGGUCACUCAAUACCGAGCUGAAAAUGGCCACAUGUGCUCCCGCUCACGUUUACAGUCACAUGCGUUUCAUGACCUAUUGUGCUCUUGGAUUCUGGCUCGCUUGAGUUCGAAUCAUUUCAUUCAGAUAGCAUCAUUUGGCAGGCAAAACGAGCAUGCACACAGGGCUCGUGUAGAUAGAUGUGCAUAUCAGAGGAGGGAAAAAAAACGAGGCAGUGCAGUCAGCUGAGCUCAAGCAGCAGCCGCUGCAGGCCGCUAAAGUUACCCUGAAGCCUCUGAGAGGGUGACGCCUCCACAUCCCAUGUGAGACAGCUUAACUGCGGUCACCUGAGCACUCUCUCCACCUCCCUCCCUCCCUUCACGCAGCCAAUAACACAGCUCAACACCCAGCCUGCACAGAGGGCCUAAUUCUCAUUCAGCCCCACAGAGAAAGGCCCUGAAGAGCACUUCCAUGCAAACACACAGAUGCAUUCACUGUAAAGACAAAGCGGCGCUCAUGCUCUUGCGACAUGUCUGGCCCGCUCUUCCGCCGUUUCCUUACACGAUAGAAGCAUGUGAGGAAUGUACGCCGGCUUGUCUAGAAUGUCAGGCACGUCUGCUGAGGAGGAAACAGAGCGAGGGGAGGGAUGGUGGGUGGGGGGAGGUACGAGGGGGGACACCAUGCUGACACAUGUUGAGCUGUCUUUGAAUGGUUGUCCUGCACGGAGAGGGCAGACAGGGAACUGUCUCAGCUGACUUGCUGGCUGACUCUCAGGCGCAGCUGCCUCAACUGUAGACCUCAGUCAGUCUAAAAGCCUUUUUUGUUUCUCAUGUCUAUGCAUGCGGGGCUGCCUUUUAAUACACAAAGUCCAGUCUCUGCCCUUUUAUGUGGCACAACAAGAGCGCCGUGCAGGAUUUGAAUGUAGGGUCUAACCUAGAUUUGAAGUACGAGCCGCCUUCUAAGAGGUGCUGUAUCUUUAAUAUGAGCGACAGAUGAGGUACUCAGCACUCAGCAUGAUUAAGGAAGCAGGAGGAUGAUGGGUAGAGGCAGCUCAGUUGAGGAGUUGCCAUGGUGCGUCUCAGCAGAUCCUUUUGGACAAUGCAGAGGCCGGUUUGACUUUGAAGGGUUCAGGUCAUGCUUUGAGUGCACAGACUCUGCAGAGGCCAGAUGAGAGAACUCACUUUGCCCUGCUAGACACACAAACACACACACACACACACACACGCUCAUACACAUGUACAGAAGGCUGCCUAGAUCAAAGGGCCGCUGUCCUCUUUGGCAAGCUGACGAGUGAUCCUUUCAGAGCUGCCCACACAGGAGCCUCUUGUAGUGCAGAGGCAGCUUUAUUAGAGUUUGAGUAGAAGGGAAAAGAAUAAAAAAAAAAAAACAUGCACAGACUCAUAUAAUCAAUACAUGCACAUUCUGCUGCUGAGAGGCCCAAAAUUCCUCAGCUUUAAAUAAAACUACACCUACUCAAGAGGGAGCAGGGUUUUAACAGAUUUCUCUAACUUCACACAGGAGUCUGAGCUGUGAUUUAAUUGUCCACUCAGGUGAAAGAACAGGGCUCAGGUCAGUGUGUGAGGACAGGGGAUCCUCAGCCUUAAGAGUGAUGAACCUGCCCCCUUGCUAGGAUUCGCUCUCCGCCUUUACACACAGGCUUGUGUGUGUUACAAGAAGAGGGAAUGGCACACUAACACACACUGGCACAGGGUUUCCCAUGGGGGCACAGGACCCAGAGUUCUUAACCAAACCAAAGCAGCACACUAAAUAAUUUAGAUUCAUUAGCCUACUCAGCUUCACAAACACUCCCUCCCAUGCACUUCAGCGUACACGCUACAUUUAGUGAGCUUGCCCUAUUAAAGUUGAAAUGUUUACUUUUUAAAAUGUGAGUUCUUGUAAAUCUAGAGCGGUGUUGAGAUUUGAGCCAAAUUAAUGAUCACUGGCAUACACUGACCCAGACUCUAGUGAGGAAUUCAUCCCCUUUCAGCUUCAUGCAGGUUUACGGCGUAAGCAUCUGUGAAGGGAAGUCAGGGCUGAUAACAGUUUCAACAUUAUGCACCUAAUUUUCAGGUAAUUUCCUUGUUCCCUUCGGUACCUGCCAGCAAGGUGAACUUGGCAGGAAGGAUUGUUCAUGCAGAACCAAUAAAAACAGAGCUAUCUGAUGGAGUGUUGUUGAUAAUGACUCUGCUCUUAUAAAACACAAACAAUGCUCUAGCCUACUUUUAAGCUCUACAUAUGUAGGGCAAAAUGACACAAAUAUAGUGGGAAAAAAGGACUGCUAUACGUCACACAUCAAAUUUUGAAGUAAUCCUCAAAUCAUUUGACUAUUUCUGACUGACACUCCUUUGAAUUUUUCCACAAUCGCUUAUUGCAAAACCCACCUUUUAUUGCUUUAGGACCUCUAGGGCUAACAUCCUGUCAUCAUCACUGGGAAAUACUGUCCUAUUACUAAACUUAAUGGCUGUCAAUAGUUACCAUCAUUUAGCCAAUAUCAGAAGCAAUAAAAUGAAAGCACUCAGCUCUUGACCCAGGUCUGAGUAUUAAAGGAGGCCUGACUCCUGAUAUGACGUCUGUAUUCGGCGCAGACACAAGAUGUUAACAUUUUAAGAAGACAGUGAUAGUUCAAUUACUCUAAAAGCUUAAAGGAAUCUUGAUGCAGAACUGUAUCCCUCCACUCUAACCUCAGGCCGUCUCUGAGGAGGCAGUGGCUGCUGACGUGAUGACUUAAAGGACUCUGCAGGGUUUAAAGGCUUAAUGAAGCUCCCAGCUUUCUCCAGCAGGCCGUGGCAGCUAUUAAGCAGAGAACCACUCACUCUCGUCCUGUCUGUGCCACGUCGCUCUCCCCGCGUACAGUCAGCACGCCAGAUUGCUCCCACACUCGCACUUGCAUCUCUAUGAAAACAUUUUCAAAGGCAGAAGGAGAACAGUCUGCGCUGAUUUUGUCAUUGUUUUGUUUUUUUGUGUUUUCAGGAUGCCUCACUGGUUAUCCUGGUAAAAACACCAGCAUCCCUCGCUGUGGGUUAGUUUGAAUGAAUUUUGUUAUUCAAAUGAUGUUCUACUGGUCACCAGAGAUUUAUGAAUUGCAAUAUUCGAGUGUCGGUUUCACGUGGACCACACAGCAUCUCCAUACUCACCAGCUCUCCUGAAGUCUUAGCAGAAAUGAGGCGCUAGGCUCCUUCAUCCUUUGUCACAUCCAUGUCCUGGCCUGUCAGCUAAUGGUCUUUCUAAAUGGCCUAUUGCUGAGUCAUUAUGUAAUUGUGUAAUCAGAUUUCACACGUUCCAGAGCUCAAUUCCAAUAUGCAUGCGUCUGUGAGGUUUUCAUGCAUUCCCUGGUGUGUAUAUGUGCGCCGCAAAGAUAAAAGCAGGCUAUCAAAGAAUAGAUCCGUGUAUUUCAUGUCUCUUCACGUGCAAGCCCCACGUGAACAAGUGGUCUUAAGUGAAAUGUGGCCGCACGGCAUCAGCGUGGAGUUGGAAUAUGCAGAUCUCGGAGGAGGAUUCACACGUGUGCGUCUACUGAUGCAGACAUGGAGCGGGGAGGAUGGUGGUGUCAGCUUGUAGCGGCUAAAACCAGGGGAACUGUUUUCUGUCUAAUAUAGAUUGCCUUCUUGGCUGACAUCCUCCCACCUUUCUCUCCUCUCGCGCCGAAUCUUCCUCCCUCUCUCAAUUUCUCUCAUGAUCGAUCCCCCCUCCCUCUUCUCUCGCUAUCUCUCCUAGCAUCUCCUCCUCCCUCACACCAUCUGACAGCUCCCAUUUAUCUCUCCAUAUCUCUUUAUCUCUCCCUAGCCUAUUGCUUUUCACUUCAAAAAUGAAUGGUCACCCUUCUAAUUGUCCUUAAAAAUUAUUUAUCAGAGGCAGCCCUGGUUAGUAUUUGUGCAGCUGUAGCACACUUAAAAACUCUCUCUUUCUCUCUCUCUCUCUGCCAUCUCUGUUUGUGAUGUAUACGCUUUGGUGCACAGUUGAGUUUAGCCCCUGCUCCCUGUGGAAAUAAGUAAAACAGAAACAACCAUAGAGAUUCUCAGAGCUUUCUGGUUAGCAGCUAAAUCUGGGCUGAACAACGCCACGCUGGUAUGUCCCUCCUGUCUGCCUGUAGGAUCAUUCACAGAGAAGGGAAUAGGGGGAAGGAGGCAAGGAAGGGCAGUGACUUCCCUGCCCUGUAGGAGACACCCGGCUUCCUCAGCUGUCUGUCAAACUGCCCGUGCCUACAAUCUCCCAGAAUCCUCUGAGGCAAUGGAGUCGGUAGUGCUCACGAGCAGGACCCCCCCUCCCCUCCUUCUUCAUGACCCCCCCCCUUCAGAGGGGUCAUGAAGAAGGCUGCAUGUCCCUGAGCGGAGAACCAGUCCAGUUCCUCCUCUCUCUCUCUCUCUCUCUCUGCUCAGACCACAUGCAUGAAGAGGGCGGGAGGGGGGAUUAGAGUCAGUCCAGCAGGGGCUCACUCUCUGCAGCUUUGAUCAGCAGCAGCACAGCCUAAUACCAGGCAACAUCUGCAACUCUCAGCAUUAAAGAGGCCCACAAAUUCCGAUUAGGGAACACACGGCCUGCUAGUGUACGGGACAGAACUGUGUCAAUUCCUGGAUGGGAGGUUUCUAAAUACCAGCGCUCCAGUGGUGCUUAAACUGAUUUGUUUUACAAAGCCCGAGUCUCUAGAGAAAGAAUUUUGCAUUGUGUUUUAAGAUUUCAGUUUCUAAGCUGUUCAUAUUCUUUAUAAGGCAUUUAGUAAUUACAAGAGGAUUGGUUUAUUUAGUUUGUGGGGCAGAUGCUUUUUUUUUUCUUGCAGAUUAUAUUACAGAGGCACCUUCCUGCACCGAAAAACAAAAGGCAAAGUUGUACAACUGUUCAGCCGAGAGCGCUGUCUGAAACAGUUUCCGAGAGUUCGCAAACUGUCCCCAAAUCUUUGUGUCAUAUGGUCACAGCGAGAUAAGGUGUGUUGUUUGGGUGGAGCUGAGCUGCUGUGUGCGUGGACUCUGCUCUAAUAGAAAGAGGCCGAGCUGUUGAUAUGAGAUGACCUAGUUUAAAGUUCAUUCCCUUUAAAAAUGCUGAAGCACUAGAAUGAUACUUCCUUAUUGGCGAGUGUGUCUUUUCCCGGAGAAGCUUUGAAAGGGAACACAGCCGCAGCACCCCUUAGAUGUUCAGGAGCAGCUUUGUGCACACUUUUAAAGUGCAUGAGUUCCUCACUUUGAUCCCGGAGAUGUAUCCUUUGCACAGCAGUCUUAGAUGCUCUUCAACUUCACUCUCACUGCACUAGUAGCUCUACUUUUGGCAGGUGCAGCAAUGCUUUUAAAGCCCUCUGUGUAUUACCUGCCCAACAUCCCACAACACUGACAAAAUUCUAGAUAAUACACAUAGAGAGACUGUUGGCAGCUUUUUCCCUGAAGAUAUACAUAUAUUUAACUAUCAAUUUUUCAGAUGUAGCUCUAUUUUUGCUGAGUAAUGCGACUAGAUAGGCAAGGCAAGUUUAUUUGUAUAGCACCAUUCAUACACGAGGCAAUUCAAAGUGCUUUACAGAUACAAGAAAAUAUAUUGGAAAUGGAAAAAGAGAUUAAAACAAUUUAAAAUCAAUAAAACAAACAGAUAACUGUUUUUGUCUGCUCAGUGUUUGCCCAAAUUAUUUAUUUCUCAGAAAAACAAAAUAAGCCACAAACUUUUUACCUGUUCUUCCUAUUCCAUUAGUUAUGUCCUGAUUUGUUUUUUAUCCCCGUGAGAAACACAGAACAGAGAAAGUAUCUGUCAACUUAAAAUCAGUGAAAUAUUAAAAUGUACCUUAAAAUCAUUAAAACAGCUGAAAAGGACCAAACAACAGACAUCAAAGUUGAAGUUAAAAAAAAAUUGAUGCUAUAACUGGUAGCUAACUAUAUAAGCCAUGUCAAUAAGGUCAAGUAUGGAAGAUUAAAAAAUACAGAUUAUUAUACUCUAAGCUGUUUAUUACGAUAGAUGUGGGAAUAUAUGAUGAUUUGUUGUUACAGGUCUAAUGUGAGCUUAUUUUAAAUCCUUUAUACCUUAAUUCAAUAUACAGUCUAACAGUGUUUCAUAUUUGAUAAAGUUGCUGUUCAACCUCAUUUUCAAACAGAUGAGAUGUUCAAAGUGUUGAUAAAAACAGAUUUGGAUGUUUUGCUAAUCAAUCAAGCCCCAUGUUUAAUUCAAAACAGUGCGAAGACAACAUCCAAUUUUUGAAGAGAACAUUUUUUGUUAUUUUAUUUCACGAUAUUCAUACUUACAGAAACACCUGGAGUAACAUCGCCCAUCUUAUUAGUCCAAUCUUACCUUGUCCAGAUUCUAAUACCCUUUCACCAUGCAUGACGUCUUACAUGGCUCUGCAGUACAACAGUCUGGGUGCUUAACUGGUUUGACUGCUUGUCAAUCAAUAAAACCAUGUGGUGCAUUAAAAACAGAAAUAAGACCAGAGAGAACCUGAAUGCUUGAGCAGCUGAAAUCCUUCCUCAAACAAGGAUGGGACGAUAUUUUAUUUUCAAAACUCUCAGAGAUGGUCUUUGUUGUCCCCAAAUGUUUAUACAGUGUAGACUUGGCUAACUGGUUUGUAGUCCUAGCUAGCAUAAGAAGAGCUAGCACCACCAGCCUUUAGUCCUCCUUACAAGCUAGCAUGUCACAUUCACCCAUUCACACACUGAUAGCAGAGUCUGCGAUGUAAAGCUCAUCAGUCCUAACUAAUCCAAUUCGCUCACCGUUGUACUCAGCCAGCAGGGGCAGUUUGGGGUUAAGUGUCCCGCCCAAGGACAUGGAAAGUAGGAUUUAGGAUCAGACCCCCAACCUUUUAGUUUAUAGACCACCGACUCUUAGCACCACAAAUCAGGAAUAAACUGACGUGAUGGUUUUCAUUGCCCUGGCAGUUCAAUGUGUAAAUAUAUGACAAGUAUAGACGAAGGGAAUCAAUGUGCACCAGAAAAGGCAGAGCUGGAGGAGAGUACAAAGUUCUGGACAUGACCAGGACAAGUCUGUGUAUCAGCUGUUUAUGUUGUUGUUGAUUACUGAGCAGAAUUAGAGCAUUAGAGCAGAAGGCUCAGUCAUUGACUCAUCAAGAUUAUUGUGUUGAACUAGAGUUGAAAGAUCAGAACUGAUAGGUAAACAUUGCCAACCUCUUAGACCAGAGUGGCUGUUUCUGAUAGUCCAGUUUGAGUCAAUCACUUUAAAAUUUCACCAUAAUGUCUCCUCUUUUACAUGUCAUUUCAGUUAUGAUUAUCUAUACUUUAUAUAUUCAUUUAUCUAGGUGUUACUCAUAAGUCCUCUGCGGUGUAAAAGGCUGAGCUUUGUGAAACUAAAAGUGCGGUUUUCUGUCCAGACAGAUGCCCCUGCAUGUGCAGCCUGCCUCAAUCAUUAACACUGAAAUUUGCUUGUCUCAUGCUGUCAGCUGUGCAGUCUGAUAAUCACCCGAGCCCUGGAAAAAAGAAAAAAAAAAGUAGAGCUGUCACCUGCUGCACCAGGAAGCUACUUAUUGCUUUCCCUUCCAGUGUCCUUGUCCUUUGCAUUACAUUUAGUUGUAUCUCAUGUGUGCUUAUCCCUUGUGCUGGCAAGUCUUUUUCUUUCUUUACUUCCUGUUUCCCUUGUGGUGUCUUUCUCAUGAAUACGGUCAUUUCUAAACCACCCAGAUCUUUUCCAGUUCUCACUGCUUCCCGGUCCCUCUGGUUUAAAGACUUCCCCUCUUUGGUUCUUUUCUGUCUCACUAUUCCUCUCUCUCUCUCUCUCUCUCUCUCUCUCUCUCUCUUUCGCUGCCCUCCUGCUCCAGCACCCCGUCGCCAUCCUAACUCCCCCCCUCCUCCCCCUUCUCUCUCAGUGCCACUGUGUUCACAUGGCCCCUGCAUGUGACAUGAAGCUGAGCCAAAACACCCCGGAUGCCCGCUUCAGCCCUUCACUGUUCCAGACCUUGUUAAAUUUUAAACAAAACAAAAGAAGAAGGAAAGGAGGGGAGGAAAGGGAGAGAGAGAAAGAGAGAGAAGGAGAAGAAAGAGAAAAAGUUAGCACGUGGGGGCUGGGGGAAUGUGCAACAGCAUCACAAUCUCAUUCAUUCACUCGUCCUGCUGUCCCUGUGCAUCGUUGGGAGAGAGUGGCCCUUUAAUUCCCCCUCUCUCUCUCACACUCUCUCUCUCUCUUGCUUUCCUUCCCUUCACCCUUGUUGUGUGAAAGCCUUCCUCUCUUUCUCUCUGCUCUGAGCUGGAGCGAUUGUAGCUUUAACCACAGAUCUGGGGUCUGAUUACUUUGUGGCCUAUCUUUCUGUGGGAUUAAACAACAACCGACUCUGUUGCCGCUGUCCCUCCGCGCAACUUCCUACUCGAUCAGCUGAAGGCCACCAAUGCCCUGCAGAUUCAGAAGCAUGUUUGAUACUUGCAGAAUAGCUGAACUAGUAACAGUAGUAAUGGUCGCUGUUUACCUGAAUUAUUAUUGCUUGUGCUCUCCUUACUCCUGCUCUUUCACUCUCAAACGAAUGCAACAACAUGGCCACCUUUUAAUAAAAAGUCGCAGCAUCUCAGUGGCUCACAGCCAGAUUUAGCUAAGCUACCAGAGUCCUUCAUAGCUUCGGAUAAUGAAUAGCAUUAGAGGCUAAGUACAAACAAUAACAGCGAUGUGCUUAUCAGGGAGUCAGUAACCCUCAGGGAAAACUUGAAAGUGCUUUGACCGCCUUUAUUGUGGAUGAGCAGCUAAUAAUUUCAAUCAGUGAUACAAAUGUUGUCAUUGUCACCACACACUGUUCCUAUAAAGACAGUUUCUUGGCUCCAUGCAUAAUGCAUGAGGAUGAAUGAGAAACUGGAACCAGCUCGGCCAAACUUGUUGGCAAACUGCAACAUGGGUGCAGAAUUUUCCUUAUCUGUGUGUUUUUGCACAGAUUUAGUCCCAGUUUCAGUUUAGCCGACCGGUUGAACUCACUGUGUAUUUCUCUCAAGUCAGUGUUAAAAAGUGUGUCAGUGUUUGUCGGUUUUGAAGUACAUGACACUUUGACAUUACGACACAAAUACAGAGCGUUGUCUUUGAGCAAAACAAGUUCAGACAGGAGACCAGAGCAGACCAGCAAGCCACAGGGUUUUUUUUUUAUAUCCCACAAACAAUACACACACUCACAUGGUAUCACAGUACAGUAUGCUGAUCUGGUGUUCACCCUCUCUCUUGCUCACUCUACUGCUAUUCUCGGACCACAUCUAUGAAAAUAUUGCUGCCACCUACUUGAAUCUGUCUUUUCUCUUCUUUGAAAUCUGUCUGCACGUUGAUUGGUAGCACAUGAUCGGUGUUUACACAGAAAAUAAACCACAAGCAGAAAUCCCAGAAGGAAAAUGACAGGUACUUUUUAUGAAACACAAAUGUAUUCCUCAUGUGUUUAACAAGUACAAUAUACACAAUGUGCAGAUGUUUUUUUGGACUAGGACAUUUGCUUUUAUCACAGAGCCUGUCAUGGUACAUUUAUGAGUCCAGCUAGUUGCCUGUGAUUGAUUUCAGACAUUAUUAUGUGCCUGUUUGGCAAUCAGAAAAAGCUUUUGAUAUAUUUGGACAAUUCAAUUAUGUAAACAUAGCUGGUAAAUGAAAGCAUCUUUUGUUUUUAUAUAUAAAAAAGAAUGAAACACAUCUUCUAAAGUAAUCUGCUACAGUUUUCAUGUUUGAAUGUAAAUAUCCUUACAAUUGAAAACUACAGUGUUAGAUACUGUAAUUAUUUAUCUUUUUUACUGGACAGAGUUGUUUAGAUUCUACAGAGUCAAGAUGGUCAACAUGAUACUGUGAUACUUCAGGUGCCCCUCUGGUUUUGUCCAUAUGUUGACCAGUCUCUUCUCAGAAACCCAAUAUUCCCACAUGGCUGAUUUAUCACAAAGAGGGAGGUGAAGAUCAUCUUCAUCCUCUGCUCCGUCUCUCUGCUACUUGUCAUUGUCUCCUUUCUGUUGGCACUGCUUGAAAGUUGAGAAUAUUGUGCUGGUGCACCUGGGCAGAAACUAUUAAACAGGUGAGCAGUCGGGUUUUCAAAAUAAAAGCCUAUCUCAAAGAUUACAGUGUAGAUUUAAUUUGGUUAUGUAUGGAUCAGUCCAGAUCAAUGGAGGGUUUCACCCCCAGUACAUAGAAUUAUAGAUAUAUGAUAAAUGACAGAAUAGAAUAGGAUAGAAUAGAUGUGUAUUGCCACUUGCACAGGUACAAGACAGUAAAAGUACAUUAAAACUUUGGUGCAUUUCUAUACAAGUUGAAAAUACACAUAUGGAUAUAGAAAUAAAAGAUUCAGAGUGAAUAAAACUGUAUUUACAAAGUGCAGAGAGUACCAGAAAUAUACAUUUUGUUAAAGCUCCUGUUAGGAACUUUUGGUUUGUGUUCAAGUUGGCACUCCCUGUGGACAAAAUAGUCUUUGUUUCCUUGUUUUCUACAUGCAUCAGUAAUGAGUCUUGACCAAAAGAGUCUCAUCCUGCUGAUUAUUGUGAAUACUUAAUGUGAAAAGUAUAAAACCAGGGCUUCUUCUUUACCUCUUCAGCUGACACCAAUCCCACUGCACUAUUUUUAGGGCAUUCAAAUUAUAUAAACAUCAUCAAUCUUGUUCGCUGAUGGUCUUGUUUGGUUUUGGAUCGCCUAAAAAAGAAAUAAUGUGAAUUUCAGUCUAUUUUAUAAACGCGAAAAAACUUUAAAUAUGAAAUACUAUAUUUUAUAUCUGGUGCUGAGGUAUUCAGUUUUGCACAACAAGGUCUUUAAAUCUUUAUAAUGAAUGCUCAACAAAGUUCAGAUAAAAGAACUUUAUUAUCGCUGUGUUAGAAGUUUGCAAAUGUCAUCUAAUGUCAUAUCACAUCCAGUGCUUAGCAUAAAUAAUCCACCUGAUUGUCUUUAACGGAUUUGAAUCGUGUGACCUUUUCAGCCGUGUCCUCAUAAUGGAUGUUUAUGUUUGCCUCCAGGUGGGAUGAUUAGACUUGUUCUCAAGUCUUUAUUAAUGGCGGUACCGACAUCAUAUUUGCCCAGGCUUUUGCUGAAUAUACAUAAGGGAGUUUGGAUGAAUUUAAUUGAUUUAUGAGGGGAUUCUUAGUUUUCAUUGUUCGAAUUUUGGGACUGUCCCUGCUGUUGUUUGUGCAUUGAAUGCUUAUGUGGACUGUAUGAUAUUGACAAAGUGAAGAUGGUAUUUUAUCAUCCUGUUCUUCAUCACAGGAAAGGUCCCAUUUAGAUUGUUGAGAGAGAAUUAACAUGCCUCGGAUUAAAGAGGAGACGCUCCAGGAUGCUCUUUUUGGAUAAUGACAGUAUAAGACAUGACAGCAGUCUUGUCAAAGCGACCGUCCUGAAGAGGAAAAAAGAGUGAGGGAUUAAAAGUGGCAAGUUGUGAAUGUAAAAUGCUCCUCCUUUGUUUCAAUCGGGGACAGGCAUUAUUAAUGCAUUGGUACAAACGAACAGGGAAACCCAGAGCGACAAACAGGCAGGAGUCCCUGGGAGCUAAUUAAUCACUGAUGUACACACAAAACACACACGCGCACACACACACACAUACAAAUUCAGAUUGUCUCUGCGUAUGCAUGUGUACCCGACCACCUCAUACUCUAACCUUUUGCAUGACAUCAAACCUUCACUGCUUUACCAAUUAGCGUCUCAUCUCGCCUCUUUAGUCUCAUUAUCAGAGGGAGGUGUUGUCAGCCAGCUCCUUUAUCACUGCUCACCCUUCAUCCCCGGCUCUCACGUUUCACCCUCCCCUGAUGUUCUUCCCAGGGGGCUUUGAAUACUAGGUGGGUAAGCCUAAACCUCUGUGCUUGUUUAGGGGGGUUAUUGUGCGGGUGCUUCAGGAUGACAAUGCCUCUCUCCCCUCUCUUUAAGCCCCUCCAUACAGUGUUAAGGCGCUCCACUUUAUCAGGGCUGUAUAGAGGGCUGCAGAGACAGGCUGCUGCUGUAUACAAGCCAUUAGCAGCUGCUGAGUGACAGAAUGCGGAGGCUGAAGUGACACAGUGACGCCGCUGAUGAGCAACCAGUGUCCUGAAUUAUGAGAUAAUAACGCGUUUGAGAAACUUCUCACAAGAUUUGGGGAAAUCUUCAAAAGAUUUGUGAAGCAUUAUAAUCAUCUCUCUCUGAUCUGCCUGUUUGAUGGCUCUGCAUGUUAUCACGGCUGUUCUUGCAGUGGAAGAAUAUGCCUUAAAUUGAGUAUGGGCACUGGGGCAGAUUGCCAUUGUGACUGGCUAGUCCCUAUUCUUAUUUAUCUGCUUAUAAUUUCUCAUCCAAAGUGAAGGAUUAUGUUAAGUCGACACAAGCCAGUGAUUGUUUCAGACUUCAUAUGCUGUUAAAGGAAAUAACAGCAGCAUCGGUAUAGGGUCCUAAUUUCUCUUUCUGUGUUUUCCUGUCUCUCAGCCAAUCCAGUAGCCUCACCAAAGCCCCUACCUGCUGUGUUGUGGUUUGUGGUUUCUGUGAGCUUGUUUCUCUUUAACUCAGCUUCCUUUUGGGUUUAGCACUCAUGUCCUCCAUUUGUUUUGUCUGCCAUUGGCCACAAACCUAUGGGUUGUGCUCCCCAAAUAGACAGAGUAGGGCUGGGCGAUAAAACGAAAAUUUACCAAUAGCAAAAAAAUUUCAAUGACCAUCAUUUUGCCAAUGUCAGUAUAUUCUGUGUCAAAAAAAAUAAAUAAAUAAAAGUUGGUUUUGGAUGAGUGUAGGUAGGCUAUGGUCUCAUGUCCCUUUGAGACGCUGUCCUACGUCAGAGAUGUGACUCCACCCCAUCCAGUCCUUAACAAAGAGGGAAAGACAGGUGAGGAGAUGGAGGAUGGUUCAAAAGUUGUAGCGGCUGAAGUAGAUGAAGUUAAUGUGGGAGCGGGUUAGCAGCUUGUGGAGUAGUUAUCGUCCAUUUAUCGACAUCAAGGUGAACUGCUUAAUAUAUUGUGAUACUGAUUUGAGGCCAUAUCGCCCAGCCCUAAGAUUGAGCGUGAUAUGAAGUUAUUCUGUCUUUACUUUAUGUCAGUCUACAAAAUACAGAUGUAUGAAAUGUUUAGUUCGGCUCUAAUCUGGAGUCCCAGAAUACAGAGGUUGUAGUCUUUAUUGCAGCAGUCACUGGUUGGACUCCCAGUCACGACCCUUUGCUGCUUGUCAUCCCCCGUCUCUCUCCCCCCUCACAUUUCCUGUCUCUCUCCAGCUGUCCUGCCAAUCCAGGUAAAAAAAAAAAAAAAAAGAAAAAAUAACCCAAAAAUAAAAGCCAUUUAAAAAAUAAAAGCUCUUUCAGGCAGAGAAUCUGUCACAAUAAUGUCAGACUUAAUUUGCAGCUUUGAGUUUUGCUUUAAUUGCAUCUGCAGCGCACACUGAGGUCUGCCUUUGUGUCAUUUUGCAUGCAUUGCCUGAGAUCAAACUUGGGUUUGUGUCCUCCUCAUGUAUGGCAAGAAGGCCUGAGGACUGAUAACCAGCGCUGCAUCAUUCAUGAGUGUGUGCCACCCUGUGCCUGGAUUGCAGUGACCCAUAGCUGUCAACAGUGUAUCCUUGAAUGUGAUGGCACAGGCUGUGUUGAGGACACACUGCAGGGACUGCUGGCAUGAGGAGGGUUGUGGGCGGGGCCAGGAAAGGACACUAAUAUUAAUAUACUAUGUUAUCCGUUCCUUUUUUUUCCUGCAAGUUCCCUUUUUUUACUCCACUUCUUCUUUGGGGCAGAGAGUAUAAUCUCCUCCAGAGCAGAGACCCAGAGCCUGCUGGUGCCACAUAAGGACACUUAAGCAGGAUGGAGCCUGUGCUGACAUAUUUCAAAGGGAGGCUGAGGCUUUUAAAGGUGUGAGGAAAGAGAGGUCAGGUUGUGAGCAAGCAGGGCUAGAAAUGAAGAUUCCCUGCAAGAGCCGACACAUUAAACCACUUAUGAUUUAAAUCAGAGCGGAGGAAAGUAGAGAGAGAAGUGGAUGAGCAGGUAUUACCUUAUAUUCUGAAGGAAAAUAAACUAAUGGAUGAAGAUGAGAAGAAGAAAAAAAAGAUCAGAUCAGUUGAGCCCAUCCUUACCUUGUGAAACAUUAAAACACGCACAUACACACACAGUUAAAACCUCACUACCCAUAAUAACCUGUGUGUGUGUAAGCGAGACAGAGGCCCAUUACAUAACCCGAUCACCCCUCUUUGGCUCUCCUGCCAGUUUACUAUCACACAACAGUAACUCGGUUCACACGUGUGCGGGCUUGCUUUAUUAUGCGUGUGAAAGCGCAGCCUCCCCAUUUGUUUCACACGCAUUCACGACCUGCUGGUAAUUCAUUAUUUCCCAACAUGGGAUAGGCGCCCUUUUCUACAUAGAUGGAGGAGUUUGUCAUGCAUGCAGACUUGAUUUACAUGAAACAGCAUCACACGUGUGGGUGUACCUGAUCUUUUAGCUGCAAAGACACUGAGUUUGACUUAGAAAACAGAUUUUUUUCUUGUUGUUAGCUCUAAAAACGGAUAAAAAACGGUUCCUGUUAUUGCCAUUUUGUUGUAUAAUUACACUAUUAACUCUCUUAAAUGAAUUUGUGUCUGCUGUGUAUGCUGUUAAUACAGAUCCUUAGGUAUUUUUCAGUAAUAUACUGUGUGACAGUAAUAAUAUACGGUAUUUUAAGUGUCAGCUUUCAUUGCCACACUUUUUUUUUUUUUAAGUAUACAAAUGGGGCAAAUAUCCUGCCUGCAGGAUCUAAUUCUGCACUCUCCAGAUUGCAGUUCUGGUUCAUUUGGCAACUCCUGUGGUUACCGGUGAUUAUGGUAACAAAUCUUGGUGAGAAACCUGGCAGAGUUCAGUUUCUAAAUGAGAUGUUUAUCGAUCACCGGGGAAAGAAAAUGCCUUAGGAGAGGCUAGAGUGUCACAAACACAGCAGAGGCGGAGGAGCAACUUGUGUAACAGCUUCUGUUAAUGAAUUUUUGUAGCUGUAUACUUGCCUACACUCAAAGAUGCCUGUAUGAAGCUGUUCUUCCCCUCAUAUUAUAAGAUUGUUAUAUCCACCACAAGUGUUUGUGUAUGACUCUUUUCCAGUGAAUGUCGUGUGAAAGGGUCAUAGAUUGUAAAAACAUGGAUGAAGUUUCACUUAUAUCCCCACACUGGGUUAUGACGAGGCAUCAUGAAGCCUGAGAUGGUGGCUUCUAGGGCUGGCCGAUAAACUGAAAAUUUACCGAUACUGAAAUUUAAGACAAUAACCAACGAUAACCAACGUCAUUUUGCCCAUAUCAGUAUAUUCAGUGUCAAAAAAAUAAAUAUAAGUUGGUUUUGGAUGAGUGCAGGUAGGCUAUGGUCUCAUUCUCUUUAAGAUGCUGUCCUACGUCAGAGACGUGACUCCACCCCAUCCAGUCCGUAACAAAGAGGGAAAGACAGGUGAGGAGAUGGAGGACGGUUCAAAAGUAGACGAAGUUCAUGUGGAAGGGGGUUAGCAGCUUGUGGAGUAGUUAUCGUCCACUUGUCGUUAUCGAGGUUAACUGCUCAAUAUAUUGUGAUAUUGAUUUGAGGCCAUUUCGCCCAGCCCUAGUGGCUGCUAUAUCAGAAAGUCUCACUCCAAGUUGAUCUGGGAACAGGCGAAGAGGUUAAGCAGAGACAGGCUAAUAAAAUCUUGGUUACACCGUUAUGCCUAAGUGUGCAUAACUCUCGACCUUAAUGUUGUACAAACUGAAAACUGGACAUCUGUUACGUCACCUUUUCUUUUGUGAAGCAGAGUUUUGAAAGCCUCAUGUUGACUCAGCCUAACUUUUGUUCUACUUACCAGAGACGGGUCUUUAGCCUCCGGAAACAUUACUCACUGUGAAUGUUCAAAGUCUGUGAAGUUUAUCACCUCACCUGUCAGCAAACUCAUGACAGUGAUUUCAACAGUCCAGAAUAACUAUAAAUAUAGUCAGUCUUGCGCUGAUGGUUUUGUUUGCUUUUACUGCUCAGGAAGAGGAAUUAAUAAUAAUUUAAUUCGAUAUCAUUAUAAAAUUUCACACAGGUCUCAGCCAUUGACAAUUUAUUUUAUAAGAUAGAUAAAAGUAAUGAAUAAGUACAAACACCCAUAACAGCCAUAACAUUAUAUAUGCAAGUUAAAAAUAGUAUCAGCAGCACUAAACAGAAAACUGAAUCCCAAAGCUGUGCCAUAAUUAUCCAUCAUAGUUUACAAUUUUGUCUCUGAUCUGGAUGCUUGCUGUAAAAAGCAGAUUAAGUACUUCAUUAUAAUUGGUACAAAUCAAGGCCAAACUUUCAAAGCCCUGGCUGUGAUAGAGUGUUAUUACCCGUUAAUAGAACAAGACAAAUCAAGAGUCUGGCAGGGAGUAUUUUGUCAGUUUCUCUUAUUUACGGCUGGCUGAGAUUAGCUCACCUCGCCUCACAGCUCCUUCCUCUCCUGAGUCUAUCAGCCUGAGGUGACAGGAUGAGCCCCCAGCCAAUUCCUUUCCUGUCUGUUUAUCCCUGUAUUUAUCUAUCCAUACUGUACUAUUUCCUUUCCUUUCUCCCACCAAUCUCUGCUUGGGCUUAUCUUGUAUUCUCUAUCCUUUCUAUUACACACAGCUCCCUGUCUCCAUCCCCCCCACUUCUCUCUCUCUCCCUCUCUCUCUCCUGCUGUAGCUCUUUCUUCACCAGCAUAGCUCCAAGUGUUCACGCUUGAGCUGCAGCACGCAUCCAUGGACCUCAUUAUUUUUUCUGUACUGUUAUAAAUGUAUUUUAUUUACACGCUAACCGACAAACACGCUAAAUAAUUCAUGUGGGCGCUCUGCACACUUCUACAGCCGCACCAUCGUUCCUGUGUUUGUAAUUAAUUUGUAGUGUGCACACAUAAUAACACACCGUGUCUGCAUGAGCAAACACACAUACACUUUGGUCCACUACAGUGACAACAUUCUCACUCCCAAGGUAGGGGGGGUGAGAACAAUUCUGAAAGCUCAUGUGUGUGUAAGUGUGCGUGUGUAUGUGUGAUGUGUGUUCUCUGAGCGAGCUGAUCAGUGGGCUCGUGUUUUCCAAUGUAAGGUUUCGUAACACACACUCAUUACAUAACAACAGCAGGAGUGGAGCCGCGAAGAAGGGGGGUGAGCAGAGAGAGAGGGAGAGAGAGAAAGAGGGAGCGCACACAUUUGCGUACGUCAGCGUCCCACCCCUCCACUGACAGAGGGAACCACGGGGGGAAGUCUUUGAUUUCUCUUCUGUAUUGAUGCCAACACCUGGGAUCUGAAGCAUUUGUAACAAAUACCUCCUAUCUGCCGUAUCUGGACGCUAUUUUUAGAUAAUAUUGAUUGUAUUACAUGAUGAAGCAUGUUCACAGAGCAGCAUUAGUGUGAAGGACGGCACAGCUGAUGGAGGAUGCCGUUAUUUCCUUCACUUAGGGGGCACAUAAGCCGUGCACUUGGAGAUUUAUCGCUGCACAACUUGAUUUAUUACCUCCCAUGAGACCUCUUUCAAUGUGGUUCCACAUUCGAGCCGUCGGGAGCAUGAGUUAUAGUUGUGCUGCAUAUUUACACAUCAUUUCUAUCCCUCUCUCUGACUGUUGUGCUUCACAAACAGGGAUUUGUAUGAGGUUAAUACAAGCCAGAGAUGAAGUAGAGCGAGUCCUCUGCUGUGCGUGGAGUCAUCUCAGAAAUUAAAAAUGCAAAAUGGAGUGAGCAAGUGGGCCAAAUCUUAGUUAAAAAAAGCACAAGCAGGAUAGUUCAGCAUUUUAGAACUCACUACAAAUCCUGCUUCAGGUCACCCCCUCCUGCUUUAAUGCAUUUCCACACUGCCCCCACAGGUGGUAGAGGGUAAUGCGCUGACCUGAUAACCAGAGUUGCACAUCGCCUUUAAUAGCAGAGGGCUGUUUAGUCGCCUUCUCCCCAGGGGCAAAGGGUAAUAAUGGUUUGAUGGGGGAGAUAUUGCAGGCUGUGACCUCAUUUGGAUUCAGGAUGUGUUUCAGUGGACUGAGAGGAGGUUUUGUGUAGUUUCUGCGUGUGUAUGUGUGCGUGUGUUAAUGUCUGAUUGUGUCCUUCCUGGUGACAUGCCUGAGCGAGAUGAGCUAUCAGAAUUUGAGGGCUUCCAUCAACUUAUUAAUUAUCCGCUACACCCUCUCCCCCGGGGAUGGAGGGACGUCUCAUGGUCAUCCGUGACACAGCAACAUAUUCUCCCUGAGCCUCUUGCUUCUCACGCCGGCUUGUUCGUGCUACAUCACAGUGUAUACACGGCAGGUGAAGGAGGAGCAUCACCUCCACCAUGCUGUUUAAGCUGAAGGAUGUACAGUUUGUGACAACAAAGCAGUGCUACUCAGCUUUUCCCGCUGGGAUUUCUCCUCAGCACUCUGUGGAGAGCACGGGAAACAGUGCACACACACGCACACACACACACACACACACACGCAGACAGCCUUUGACCUUAUCCUGAAAUAUCACCUGAAUUUGCUUUAGUUCAAAUAAGAUCAUUUCAAUUCUGCACCUAAUACUUCAACUGUUCCCAUCUAAAUUGCGCCACAGUCUUAGCAGGUUUAAUUGUUUUAUUAAUUAAAGUGAUAAUCAAACAACAUGCAUGAUUAAAUAAACACUCAUUGAGCUUAGCUUCUGCUGCUGUCCAAUAGCUGCAGAGUUUACACUGUCGUUUAUCAUGAUUUCACUGUUGACUGCGCCUGUGAGUCGACUCUUUAUGUAUAUGUUGCAGGUUUAAAGACUCAAUCCCAAGAGCAGUUUGGUCCGUGCUGUUUUUGCUGAAUAAAUCAUGUUCAAGAGAUUCCCCUCUUGAUGUUGUUGUCGAUAAAAUUAGACCAGAAACAGUGGCCAUCUCUGUGGACGAGAUCCAUGAAGGAAAGUUAUACGUCCUUGAGAAUGCUGGACUCUUACAAAUACAGCCUUUUUUAAGAUAAACAUUGCAUUCUUGAGAUUUAUCAAUUUGGUUUUGAAGCUUUUCAGCACAGUAUGCGAUUUUAAUAGUUUGUAAUGAUCUUGAGUCUGGUGAUUCUGCCAUUUAAAUGCCUUUAGAUCUAACUUCUGCCUUUGAUUCAGUUGAUCACACAGCCCUCAUCUCUCGCCUUGAGCACUAUGUGGGUUUUAAAGAUGCAGCAAUCAAGUGGUUCAAGUCUUUCUGGUCACAAGACGUGUUUCUCAGACAGACUUGGGAACUCUGUAAUGUCCUCUGCCCUUCCCUCAGCCAUGUGGAAACCCUCAAGGGUCAAUUCUUGGGCCUUUCCCUUUUUCCUGUACUUGAUAGAAGAUUAUAGAUUUUUACAAGUUUCUGAUCAGGAAUGAUAAAGUUAGCUGAAAUCUAUGCUUUAUACUCAGUUUGUCAGAGUGUCAAAUCAUGUCUCAGUGGGUCCGUACAGCUAGCUUGCUAGCAGUCAGCUAUUCUUAAUUGAAAGACAUAGCCAAUGUAGUGAACCACUGCAAAAAAAUCACUUUAAUACUGUAUGCUUAUUUUAAGCACAAUAUCAAUAUUUUUGAUUUUUUUAGAAACGGUUGCCAUCAGUUCCAAUUUACUGUGACAGCCUUGUCCAAAACUUAAUGUAGCCUGAGAUUUAUAUAGUUUCCUAAUCCAGACUGUAAACAUGUUUAUUUUUGCUGUUUCAAAGAUUUUCUGUUUUUUCGACUGGGUGUGUAUGUGGUUUCUGGUGCCUUUGCAGCAGCCUCGAGUGGACAUUUGAGGAACUGCAGUUUUUAUCACAUCCUUAUCAGCUUCAUUUUUCAAGACCAAAGUUUGCAGCCAGGAUGAAAGUGUGGUUUGAUACUUACACCAUUAGCACAUUUGUAUGAAUCCCUUUAUAAUAUCAUAAAAGUCUAAGUAAGUCUACGAAAAUAAAUAAAUAGUACCUACAGGAAAGCUAACAUGUUAGACAGAGGCAGGUGCAAAAGUUAGUUUGCUGUCAGUUCUGCGAUGUCGGUGCUAUAAACUGUACAAAACCACAGAUAAAACAAUUCAAAACCAUAACUUUUGGAGCUCCCCCUGGUGGCUGGUUACAGUACAUUAGAACAGAUAAACCAGAAUGAAUUGACUUUUCUCAAAUAUACUUUCUAAAACUUCAUCAUACUUUCUAAAAAAUCUGCACUGCUGUUAAAUCAGUCCAAAUAAUUAUUAUUAACCCGAAAGGAGAUAUGAGUACCGCAAUCUAGUGAAAUGUCUGCAGAAGAGAUUCACUGAUACCACAAAAGCAUAUAUGUAUUUAUGGUAAUCCAUCCAAAAGUGAAAUUCAAGAUAUGUCAGUGUAAGUGUCAGUCUGGUACAGCCAUCUGAAAACCUAAACACCACCACCUGCGAAAACUCAAACCAUCCAAGUCCGUCCUUGUUUGAUGUUUUGACUCUCGACUCUUUGCCUCCUUGACAGUCAAAAUAUUAAAGACCUUUGCACAGAGCUCCCAUCUUUGCUCUUGAAGGUAAAGUGAAGGUAAACAUGAUUCAAACUAAGUACACACAGAUGCAUGCAUGUGCAAAUGUGAUCUCUCCUACAGCGAUAAUGCUCGAACAUCUCGCUCAUUUCCCAUGCAAACACACACCUCAUCAUCUUAUCACUUUUACACAAAGGACAGCUUGACACAUUUCACACAUCAACACCCCUGCAGUCCCAGAGCAGGAGGCAGCCCCCUUCUCUCUCUGUGGACCCAUUUGUGUGAGAACAUCUGGGAACUUUUAGUGAGGACGUCUGUAGCAUUAAGGAGCUGCUAAUUAAGCUGCACUUGUUUCAGAAACUGUAAAACUGUGAGAUCUAAACGGCCUCCCUGAAAGUCUCCCACAUCCACAGCUCAACAUGUGUGUGGCUGUGAAAGGUGCAGAGAGGUAGAGAGUAAUGUGAAGAAAGAUGUGAAGCACUGAGGUGAGGGGCAGUGAGCAGCCUAUCAUCCUUGGUGGCCUUUGCCACCUUCUAGCAGGGCUUGCCGGCUGCCGCCUGAGCAGACAGUUGGCUUAACACGGCCUGUCACUUUGGAUCUGAGGGAUCACCCCACAUCAUCUACAGAGGAAGAGCGAGAAGCAAAAAGGGAGGAAAGAUGCAAAAACAAAUAAAAGGGUUGAGCGAUUUGGGCAAAGAGGCAGUAGAUCUCCUCGCCUGCAAACACACAUCUUUAAGCAGAUGCAUUUUGACAUUGUGUGUCUGCAUGUGUGCGGAGGACAGUGUAGCUAUUUAUGUCACAGAGUAACAUCUGGCUUCUCUCUGUCUUACAUCUAUUUCUAUAUCCCUUCUCCAUCAACUUACAUCAAGUCUCGCCUGCUCUGUUUUAACUGAUACACAUUACCAGCUGACAGCUCGUUUAUGCAACAUUUUCUGAGUUUUUUUAUGGAUUUUUCCAAACAGUUUCAUCUUAAAUGAGACGCCUCAGAAAAGAUCCAUCUUCUCAAAACAAGCAAAAGAAGCUGUCUCUGUAGAAGACCGGUGUAGGCUUAGAGGCAUUUAUAAGUCCUGCAAUCUUGCCAUCCAGUGUAUCACAUCUGUCACCCCCUAUAGUAGUAUGAGCAAGCCGGCAUCUACGCAUGCUUGUGCUCCGCUGUGACUUAUGUGGGUCACUGAUGCCCUACGGUACGGCCUGCCCGGUCCUGUAGCGGAGGUGUGCUGAUGUCAGAUUGCAUUCAGCAGGGCAGCAUGAUUAACCAGGGAUGUGUCCUUGUUAUUACUGGGAAGAGCCAGAAGAAAGGAGUGUGGAUCUGUUAAAUAAAGGAGAUGGAUGGAGGGAGACCAGCCUUGGGUGCUGAUCACUAACAAUGAUAGAUGACAGGGGCAGCGGGGCAUGUGGGACGCAGUUUAGUAGCCUGGGAUUGGAAAUGUUAUCACCGGAUACUGGCAUUGGAAUGAGCGAGGCUGUUAGCGAAAUUACACGUGCAUGCUUUGUAUAAAUGGAUAUCUCUAUUAGGGAGUGUAUUGUUGCAGGUGCAUACAACAUGCUGACACUGCAAGACUCUCAGAUAGUUUCAGUGUAGUACAAUUUGAUCGUUGUCAAGUCCUGCCUCUUUUCAAUGCAAAUCAUUAGAGCUUAUUAGUCGGAGGCAUUUUCCUGUAAAUUUAAACAGUAGUUUUUAUUAUUAUUUUUCCAUUAUUAUUAUUAUUUUUUAUUAUUAUUUUUUAAUGGGUAAAGUUUCUUUUAAGCGUGUUUCAUGGAUGUUUAAUAGGGGUGUCCCGAUACAAGCAGUCAAUUUCAUUGUAAAAAAAAAAAAAUCCUAACAAAAUGUAUUUUCAACUGCUAUAUUAAAAUUAAGUCACUUUUUUUAUAAGUACACUUGCAUACACUAUGGGUGGAAAUAAGUAUUAAAUAUUUACCCUUUUGUUUUGGUUACACCACUUGACAUUUUCAAGGGAAAUCCAACACUCAUUUUGUAAAAAAAGGUUUAAAUGCUAUUCGAAAUUAUACGAAACCAACAGAGAUACAAAAUUUACAUGUUUGCAAACCUAAUCCAAACUUUUAAAACAAUUUAUUAAAACAUUUUUGAAUUACUCAUGAUGCAAACCCUUAUGUGUCACUGACGCAUACAUUGAUUGUUCCCUUUAGUUUCUGCGGGGGAAAGUAUUCACAUUAAGGAGUGUUUAUGUAUUGAUGUGUGUGUGUGUGUGUGUGUGUUUUGGGUGCACACACAUGGGUAUUGGAGCCUAGUGUCGAGCGGAAACACUCCUUUCCUGAGUUUGGGGAAAAGGAAGGAAGCCAUCUCCAGUAACCAUCACAAACACUCACUCUGUAGUACUCCGGCUCCUACAUACAGUAGGUCCAAGAAUAGUCCAUGACUUCUGCACAUGAACACACCCACCUUGCAGUGCCUGUCUAUUAUUUUUAAAUUCACAUCACCCUUGGAUUAUGGGAUGACCACUAUGACUAACAUCAGCGCCACUCAAAAUAUUUCUGGUGUAGGCUGCCUGUGGAAUAUUUGGAAAAUAGCAACUGUCUCUUAUAAUUUCCUCCUUGCAGUGGAUUGCUACAGAGAGAUCCUGCUUUUCUCCGACCCACCCCUGUAAACAGGAAGCUCACGUGGGAGUCGCACCCAUCUCCCUGCUUCCUCUGCCGUGCGUUCUCAUAGCCAGACAGAAGCAUUAGCCUCCAUGCAGUCAUCCCACGUCCAUGUGAGAUGGCUGUAGAGGGUGACAUAUACUGGAGGAGCUUUCAAACUUCUCUCACCACUAAAGCAGCCCACUCAAUCUGUCUGUCUGUAUUGUUCUCCCUCUGCAGCGUCUCUCCCUCUUUUUAGUCUAUCAACAUUCAAUGGGGGGCAAUUAGAUGGAUUCACAUAUGGAGAUGGUUAAUCACUGUCACUAUGUCAGUGUGUGUGUCUUUUAGUGUGUGUGUGUGGGUAGAUGUGAGCAAGGCAAAGAGUAGGUGGAGUAGGAGUAGUUAGUGUGUGCGUGUUUGUGCAUAUGCUUGUGUGGGAGAGAGCACAUUUUGACAAAAGGCCUAAAAAUAGUAGGAAUAUGCCCAUGUGACAUAUUGAGGCUAAAAGCUCGUGAAUAAUUUGUCUAAUGCAACACAGACCCCCCUUUCCCGGGCGAGAUCACGAAAAUGUGCGCCUGCUGGUUACCUCUGCCAGCCAGCCAGGUUAGAAAGGGGUUACCAGUCUGUUCAGUUUCACUAUUGGUUUAAUAUCACAUGAGGAAGUUAAGCGGGUGAUGGCUCCUGGCUGACCUGGGUUCAGAAAUUAAAAUAAGAUAAUUUUUCUAAACUACAAAUCCAAAUUGAGUAAUUUUGGUUGGUUUUAGGAACUUGGUAGUGUUUCCCUUUAAAUUUUAAACCCUCUGACAGCUCCACUAUCUCACCCUUCUCUGUGUUUGCUCUUAAAGUAAUCUCAAGCCCCCAGUUUAGCACACUUAUCUGACCCACUCAUUUUAAAGCGAAAACGAAAGCCGGCGCUUGUUUUGUUUGUCCACUGCCUUGUAAAACUUUCUGUGUCAGUGCAAUUGUGUUUUUUGUCCUUUGCACUCUGUACCAAGGUCUUGUUUUGCCUGACCUACUGUACCUUCCAUCAGCGAGGAAGUCGGUCCGUGAAAUGACACCAUACUCUUCGGAAAUUAUGAUCCAAACUGUGAAAGUGGGACCAAAGUUGUCAAAAACAACCUUGCGGCAAUUUUCUCCACUUUCUUCUUCUCUCUUUCAUCUUUCUCCAAAGAAUAUCCCUCAAAAAAGUUUGGCAUAUCACAGCCAUCCAGCUCUUACACUACACACACACAAGUGUACACACAUCCUCAUAAUAAUACAAACACUCAGCGAUUCAAUAGUGUUUCAUUCGGAGUGGAUGGUAAUGAUGACCCUUUAAAGAGAGAUAAAACCUGCAGUCGUGAUCACUCCCUCCUCACUCCACUUGUUACCAGAGUGCAAUUAAGUGAAAGAGUAGAUCAACUGUGAAGGGGAGGGGGUGCAGGGGAGAUAGGGGAAAGUUUGAAAGCUGAAAAACAACAUAAAAAAAAAAACCUUUAAACAAGUCUCUUCCUAUUCUAGGAAAUUGCCAAACUUGGGAUUUCAUCAAAUUCCUAAACCUUUAAAUACACUUUAAGGACACCAUAUUACAGACGUCUUUCAUAUCCCGAUAGCUCAUUAAAACAUAUUUAUCCAUAUUAAUCCCAAAUGCAUGAUUGCCAGCUUUUGAUUACUGCUGUGAAGCCGAGGCAGACUGCCAGUGCACAGAGAGAAAUGAUUAAAAGGAAAUGUGCUUACGUUACAUAAAAAGUCAUUUACAUUAUAGUUUGAUAGCUUCAAAGCUUUGUGCACAGUGUGAGCUGCAUUUGCCAUUGUGGGAUCAAAUUUAAGUUGCAACCGCCUUGAGACAGAUCCAUUAAUAGUCCUUCACUUGAAUUGAGAAAAUUGUGCAUCUUUCUGACAGAAUCCCUUGGAUGUGUUUGGAAAUAAACGGAUGUUACAUUUAUUUUUGUUCAUUUUGCAAGAACAACAAGUGUCAUUUGGAGUUUGCUAUGUACACUGUUGCAUCUGUGCUUUUUUAAUCUGCAACGUUGCGCUAUACUUUGGUUUGUAAUAUUAAAGUCCCAAUUUACAGUGUUCUCAGUGGUCUUUAAAUUGUUGUUAUGAAGUUUUCAGCAAAAAUCACGUUACCUGAGUCAUUUCCAAAGGAUUUCCUUCUGCAGAGCUCCAGUAGCUCAUUAGCAAAUUUGCCUCUGAGUCGUGGAUGGAGACAGUGCUGCUCUUCUCACUCUUCAGCCUACCAUUGUCGGUUUCGUAGGAGUUGCAAGUAACAUAGGAGCUAUUCAACUCUCAGACACUAAUGUCUUUGGGGGCAUGAUAAAAGCUAAUAUCAUGAUUAGCUUUCUUACGAAGAUUGCAAUCUGCUAACACACACACUUAUUCCGCGAUCAUCCUCUACUUGUCCAAGUGUGGCCUGCAUAGUGGGGCUCUGGGGGCGGAGCUUGGAGUUAUGACAUAGGAAAUCUAUCUGCUAUUUGGGUCUGUUAGGAGUUCACAGCGAUUUGAAUGCUGAAAUACUCAGAAAUGCAAUUUUGUGCUUAGUUUUCUCAUGAUAUGUCCUGUAGCAUCAGGCAAAAGACCAUAUGAACAUGUAAAAACAAGAAAAACACGAUUUAUUUGUCAUCAGAGUGGGUCUUUAAGUUUGUAAGUUUAACAGCUGUUCAAAGGUUGUUAUUCCUCAGUCUGUGUUGUCUCCUCUGUUGUACUACACAAAGACAGCCCUCGAUUUUGUCAAACAUGACUCAUAAUCAACAUUUAACAAUAGUGUGUUAUGCUACACACUCAGCUUUUAGUCAAAGCAAAUAUCCUUUUGCAAACUAGGCUAUUGAUUCUGCUGUGAACACAAGACCAGCCUGCAGCACAGAGGAAAGGUCAGCGCUCAGUGGCUGUGCUAUUUUUUUCCCUUUUUUUUAGAUAUGAUCGUCACUUCGUUGAAAAGUCUGCCUCUUGCUAGAGGUGAAUCCAGUUCAGUGUAUCUUCAUGGCGGUCAUUUGAAUAAAAUAUAUAUGCAUGCAUUGCCAUGACCUCAGGUUUGGUCACAUCAGAAUAUGAUUAAAUUCUGCUGAGUGUGUUGGACGAGAGAAGCGUGCUGCAGAGUACUCCACUGUGUUCGACUACAGUUGGCAUGUGAGAGACCUUAAUUAUUUAAAGCCAUGGAGGCAUUUGUGAGUUCACACUUGCUUACCCUACUGAAUUCUGCUUCCUCUGUUUAACUCACCUCCACCUCCCUGCUGCUCCAUUCUGGAGUCAAGUGUUAAAGAUGCGCUGCGAGACGGAUACAGCUAGGCUACAGGAGGCCACAGGAUGUGAGGCAUUUUCUGAGGCCAUCUGUCACUUCAAGUGGAAAAGUUCCUUAACCAUGCCAUAAAUAUGGAGGAAAAAACAUGGAGGCUAAACCUAAACCAUAACUGUAGAUAGCAUAGAGAAACUGGAAGCUGAGAAAAACAAGAGGAAGGACAGGGCUUUCCAACUGUGGGGAGUUUUCUGUGGAGGUGUUAGUCGACAGAAAGCAGGUGGAUGUUUAGACAGUAUGAUAAGACUACCUAGCUGACAGGACGCCUGAUAAGCAGCUUGACUGUCAGGUUUGGCAGGCUGGCUGUGAGGCGAGGGAACAGGGUAUGGAGGAGAGCUGGACAGAUGGGUAAAGCUGAGCUCAAACUUUAGCAGAGGUCCACCUGAUACUGAAACUGAGACUCUUAUUAUAAUGUAUAGCUGCAGUGAGAGCAAACCCAGACUCUUCAACCUCUCGGCUGACAGUGUGUUGAGCUCUUGUGCUGACUUGCUUUAUAACAGUAUUGUGUUGAAAGCUCUUCUCCUAACCACUGUGGGUAUGUCGCUCCCUUUGUGGCAUUAUUUAUAUGGUUGCCAGCUUGCAGAGAUUUGUUUUGAACCAUGCUUGCAGCUGUGCAGACUAAAAUAUCUGUUCAUUUAUUGUUGUAAACUUGUGUGCAGACAUUCAUUUUCUUAAGAUGGCAAAGGAGUGUCUUUGGAGCCCAUUAGUCUGAAUUCAGCACCACUAGUAGUAGGUCAGCGCUUUCUCUAAUCCACAAUUAGAUUAAUCCUCAUAUGUUUUUAUUGUUCCCUGAUGAUAUAUCCUGAUGAAACCCUCAGAUUAUUUUUGUUGUUUGAGUGUCAUGAAAAGUUGUGUCAAAGUUUCAAACAAUGUUAACUAGGGUUGAGAGAAAAAAAACGAUACAGGAUAGUAUUGCGAUAUUUUGUCUGGUGAUAUAUCGUAUCGUCUCAUUUACCAAGUAUCGAUAUUUCACAUUAAUUGUUAAGAUGAAAUCUAAUCUAUGAUAGUGGAAAGUUAUUUUAGCGCUUGCCUUGUCCUUGCUUACAUUUGGACAAGGCAAGCACUAAAAUAACUUUUGUAGAUGUAGCCAUCUUGUUUCAGGCGUCUGAUUUUGCUUUUUUCUGACUUGGUAACUGAAACACUGGGAACUCAGGUGUGACAUCAUUUUCAGCUCCGACAUCUGACUUCCCAGGUUACUCGAACCUGGGAUACUAUAAUCCUAAAUAAUGAGAGCGGUAAACGGUAAACCUGCUGGAUUAGAGUUGUCCUUGUAGCUGUGCUGUGAUUAACAUUUAAAGACUGUUGUCUUAUACCCUUUCACUAAAAGUAUAUUCUUUCUUUUUCUGCUGUUGUUUGCUCAUCCAUUUACAAAACUUACCAAAUAAUUGAACAGAGCUGUGUUGAGGUCAGAGCCUAAGUGCUAACUAGGCAAAAUCUCUGUCUUUGCUUCAGGGAAGCCCCAAAGCAUCGAGAGCUCGGAGCGGGUCCAGCUGUCAGGGACAUACAACGUUCGGAAAGGGAAGCUCCAGCUACCGGUGAACCGCUGGACCAGACGGCAGGUCAUCCUGUGCGGCACCUGCCUCAUCGUCUCCUCUGUGAAGGAGAGCCAGACGGGGAAGAUGCACAUCCUGCCGCUCAUUGGAGGAAAAGUAGGUGUAACACACAGCACUGGAGGGCAGGCCUGGCAUCAUGUGAUGUUUCUUUUUCCUCUCCCUGUCCUUUUAUGGUGUUGCGUGAUAAAUGCUUUGGAUCAUAAACUCAUAAACGCCUGAUAAAGUCACUCUGAUAACCCUCUGCAAAGACUCUCUGUGCGGUGAAGUUUGUCCUCGAUGACACUUCACCUUCAGCUACUGUUUGUCCUUCAGCGUGACAUCCAGCUUUGCUCAUGUUAGCACAAGGUGACAGAGAAACAGUGCGGGCUGAGUUUUUAAUAGUUUUCAGUAAUCUGCAGGGAUGUUUACUUCUGUUUUUAGCUCUGGGUCAAGAGGCGCUUUAGUGCUAAAGGAAAUAUGACCUUUAUCCUUUAUGGAUAUGUGUUCCUGACACACCAAGGAAUAAGCACGAAUAAGUCUCCUGACAAAAGAGAUACUCCGUGACCUGCCAAACCCACUUUACAAACAUUUCCACACAGUGCGUGACCUCCAGUCAACCAUUCAUGCACACUCUGCUUCUGCAUGUGCCUGUGUGAGGUGAUCUUGAGUGCAUGCGUGCCAGAAUCUGUUCAUAUACCAUAACUAGUCAGGCAUUCAUUCACAGAGAACACGUACAAGUAUGUGUGUAAGUGUGUAUGUGUAUGUGUGACUAAAACACAGUUUCUUCUACAGGUGUUCAUCAUUUCUACCGAGCUUCUCUGUCUGUGUUUCAUAAUUCUUCACCUCCACUCCACAUGCAUGCAUGGGGGUUAUAUUGUUUAUAUAUCCAAAUGGGGGUCAGAGAUAGGGGAGAGUGGGGUAAGUUGAGCCACCCUCUGUUGCUUGGAAAUGGUAAAAGAAAUUGAUCAUGUGACCAAAUAUUUAGGAGAUGGGCAUCAAUUCAUGGAGUCUGUGAAGGUUAGAAGAACAUGGGUGAAGGGGUUAGACAUUUAUUUACAAAAAAACAUUUUUUACUCUUGAAAGUGAAUUUAGUCUGUCAUAAGUUUUAUUAGAAUUGUGUUCAGACCAAAAAAGAUCAUUUUAAAUUUGUUUUCUACAUCAUUUGUGGUAUCUAUGAGCUACAACAUGAGGUCAAAAACCUCACAUAAAAGUCCACCAUUUUGGCUUAGAGGACUAAUAAAGUCAUAAUAGUAGUUCAGGGGUAAGUUGAGCCAGUGACUCAACUGAGAAAGUAAAGAUGUCUGAUGAGAGGAUCAGAGUUUCAGUUCAGCUGUGAAUGCUCUGAAUCACUUAAAUCAAUCAGUCUUUAUUUAUAUAGCACUUUCAUACACAACCAUGUAGCACAAAGUGCUUCACACAGAAAAAGGAAUAAAGGAAACAAAGAAUAUCCAAAUCUACCCCAGCCCAACCCCUCAUUCCCACCCCAUGAUCUAAAUGCAACAGAAACAGUAUUCAAAUGCAUAAACUUAAAAAGGGCUUGAUUUUGUGGAAACAGGAAUGUGUGCACUGAGGAAACGUCAUUUUAAAACUCAAGCUAAGGAAACACUGGAGGUUUGAAAAUUUAAGAAAUAAUAAAUAAAAUGAAGUAAAAACAACAGUAAAAGAUACUAAAAUAAGAGCACCAAAAUAGCUCAAUAAAAGACGAUCCUGCCAUUAAAACUAGAAUAGAUAAAUGCUAAAACACUUCAACAAAGUUAAUGAUAUAAAAUUUUGUUAAAAGCAAGACUAAAAAGGUCUGUUCUCAGUUUGGUUUUAAAAUCAUUAAGAUUAGGUGCAGUCCUCAGGUCUUCAGGUAAGCUGUUCCAUAAACGGGGGCCAUAGUAAUAAAAAGAUGCCUCACCGUAUGUUUUAGUUUUAACUUCAGGUAAUGUUAACAGAGAACUCUCUGAAGACCUAAGGGCUCGACCUGGCUCAUAAGGUAAAAGAAGGUAAAAGAAGAUCAGAAAGAUUUGGGUAUUCUUUCAUAAAGACAUUCUCAUGUUAAAAUGACUUUGUACAAAACAGCUUUUCAGCAGUUAUAUGCAAUAAUAAUAAAAAGACUGAUUGUACCAGUUGAAUAGUGAAUAAUAGAUAAAAAUACACAUGAAUGUGAGGAAGUGACUGUUAUUUAGUGAGAGAGAAGGUGAGGGAGGGCUGGGGUGGUAAGUGGGGGGUAGUAGGGAUGCGGCUCAACCUACCCCGCUCAACUUAAACCACUUUUUUUGGCAUGCUAUAUUAUCAAGACAGUUAUGUUUACACUCAUUCUGUUGGUUUGCAGGGGUUAACAACAUCUUGAAAUAUAUGCAGAUACACUAGUUAGACACAAAACUGUGAUUGCCUUGAUGUAGUGAUCCACAAUAUGAAAAAUGGCUCAUCUUACCCCACUCUCCCCCAUGACUACUUCAGACAGUAACGUCCCUUUUGUGUGUCUUGCUGCAGGUGGAGGAGGUGAAGAAGCACAACCACUGCUUGGCCUUCAGCUCAGCAGGGCCUCAGAGUCAAACCUACUACGUCAGCUUUGACAGCUUCACGGAGCACCUGCGCUGGCACAGACACGCUGCCAAGGUAAGACUGUGCAUGUGCAUGAGGGCAGGGGAAACAAAAGGAGAGGAUAAGCAUAUGCUCCCGGGGCAUCGCUCACGGGUCAGCUGCGUUGUAUAUCAGAACAUGCCUGACUGCAAGCUGAAGUAUGAAAAUAUGGCUCGGCGCCCGCCGCAGCCUGAGUGGAUUGAAAACAGCGCAUAUUUCACUGCUGUCCACUCUGUAGUAUAUAAACAUGUACGUGUGCCUGGCUGCACUCACACAUAUAAACACCGCUCAUAGCUCUCUCUCUCUCUCUCCCUUCCUCUCUCUCAUUUGAACUCAAGUAGGCCAUAGCCAGAAAACCUCUUUACUAAAUAUUAACAGGGACGUGCAUGUCACCCGCACCCAGAGGGCCACUCAGAAUAGAAGCCUGGAUAGAAGCAGCACGUGCCGCAGUGACAAAGGCUCCUCCAGCUAACUCCGCUCUGAAAAGAUUUUCCCCCCGUACACCGACGUUAAUGCUAUCAUGUCAUUUAAGAUGCUAACAUGAAUUUGACGAGCAAAUCAUCGCCAGGUUAACUGCUCUGCACACCCUGCAGUUAGCUCCAUUACACAAUGAUGUAACGUGAGAUGUUAAGUCACUAACCUGUAGGACUUUCCCUUGACUACUCCAUAAUCCUAAGAAGAUUGGCCACUGAAUGACAUUUGACCAGCUAGCAUCAGGCUACACACACCCACAGCUAACUAGUGUAGUCAUGUGCCUUAAAGAUAAUCCUAUUAAACUCCACGUUUCUCUCUAUCUGCAUCCUCUCCUCACUUUUACUCCCUCAGAUGGUGUCCCAGAGGAUCAACUCUGUGGAUCUGUCCUGCUGUAGCCUGGAGCAGCUUCCUCCCAACCUUUUCUACAGCCAGGACCUCACCCACCUCAACCUCAAACACAACUUCCUGCCUGCAGACCAGCGGUUGCAGCAGCUGCAGAGGUACAAGGGCACUGUAAACCUACAGUAAACAUACCUGGGGAUAAACGUAAAAAAGGACGUGGGAGGAGGAAGCCAGAGAUUACAAAGGGAUGGACGGGCUUGAGUCGAGGAGACGUUUCAGGGCAGUUUGAAAGGGCUCAGUCGGGCAAGAUGAGGCUUGAAGAGGUUUUAGCAAAGCUUAGCAUAAUUUGGGCACAACAGGAGCUGUUGUACAGGGAGGGCAGAGACGAGACACUUGCACUGUGAGGCUUCACUGGACACAGCGGGCCAUGGCUGGCUGCUUUGGACAGCUUUAGAUUUCACCGGCAAUUUGCAAGCAAUCGACCUGAGCAGUCUAGGACCGAGGCCAUGAGCGCACAGGGUCCAAAGAGGCUAGCCAGGGCUGUGCUGCACCAGGCCAGGCCAAACGAGCCCAGAGCCCAGAGGGGUAGAUACGUCUGCAGGGAAGCUUUUAAUGUGCCUGGCCUCCCUCACUCUCUCUCUCUGUGGGCACCAUCUGCUGCAUGCUUAUCAUGCUCCCAGAUUAAAGCCCACAGCCAAGACGUAUGUGUGUGUUCCUCUACGUGUGUGUGUGUGUGAGUUGUGCAUUCACAUGUAUUUGUAUCCAUACGCACAGUGGUGCAUGUGCACUCCUGUCACAGCCUUUCUUUCUGAAGAUUACCGCUCCAUGUUUCGAACCAUUUAUGCAAGUGAACUGUGUGAAUUCGAUGCUUUGGUAUGUGCCAGUAGUGUCUGCAGAAUAAAGUGUCUAUGUGUGUGUGUACGUGUGAGAGAGAGUUGCUUGCUUGUGUGCUACAGAGAGAGUGUCUUCAGGCUACAGAUUUAGGGUCAGUGCAUACAAAGCCUUGAUACAGUAUGGCAUUCCUGUUUUAAAAAUGACUGCACUGACUGGAAUGUGUAUUUGUUGCGCACAUGUACAAUCUUGCAUAUUUGCGUGUCUUUCAGGGAGAAAACCAUAAAUGAGUAAGAGGUUAGGUUUUUAUAUUACCCUAUCUCUGAGUCACUGACGGAUUUUUACAAGUUUUUCAAAUCAAAACUGGAGUCAACAAUGCUGGGGAAAUACCUCAUUUUGAAAUCUGAGGGAGUGAUGCACAGCUCCCCUGCUGGUCGAGCGAGAUAACAUCCCUCUUGCUCUGCCAAACCUAAGUAGGCUCAUCCGCAUUUGACCCAGCAUGAGAGAAAAAGAGGUCAGUAAUGAGAAAGAGAUGAAUAGUUAGCUGAAAAUAGAGGCGUUUUGACAGAAAUGUGUAGCAGAGUUACUUGAGUACUCACUUUCCCCCUGAGACACUACAGUGAAAGACCUGCAGUUGUGAACAAUGAUAAUUUGUGCACAGCCUCAGUGAAUGUGGGUGUGUGUGUGUGUGUGUUUUGAUGUGGACAGUUGUGCGAGGGUCUGUUUGGGUUGCAGUAUAAACACUGGCGCUCUCUGACAUCUAGCACGGGGUCAGGGUGCUUCGUAUUUUUCCAAGAGGACUAGAAUGUGUGAACCUGACACAUGCCUCUCUCUCUCUCUCUCUCUCUCUCUCUCUCUCUCUCUCUCUCUCUCUCUCUCUCUCUCUCUCUCUCUCUCUCUCUCUCUGUGGCCAAAUGCUAACUGGUGGGUGAUUUGCCAAUCAGAUAUGCAUAAUCAGUUGUCUGGGAUACUAGCUCUAUCCUCUGGCAUGGGAUUUUCUUCCCAGCAUGCAUCUCUCUCGCAAGACAGAGGUGCUCACUAUGGGGGAUAUUUAAUGCUCCAUGCAUAUGACUGAACCUUUUGGCCUAUUUAUUUUCAUAUGGAUACGACAGCUAAGCAAGUUAUGAAGGACAUUAAAGUUAUGAAAAUGAAGGUAGAAAAAAAAAGGGAGGCGGUGGCAUAAACACUAAAUUUGAGAUGUAAGCAGGUAGUCAAGGCCAACCAUGAAGGAUAAAGUCAUAUUAGCCCACUUCACUUCUUUGGUGGAAGUGAAAGAAGCUAAAACUGUAACAUAGAUGUGAGAAAUGUUUGCGAGCGGUUACUUAUUUACUCAUCCAGCGAACACAAAGGAACUUUUGCGAUUACUUAUUUAGAGUGAUGUGUCUGUUCGCCUCAUAAAAUAAGAAUAUUCAGGAUUUUGGCAUCCCAAAUGGCUCCAAUAUGUGCACAUGGCAGGGUAUCCGCGGGGUCUUGAAACGUCUAAAAUCCAAUCAUUUGAAUUUAAGGCCUUGAAAUUUGUAAAAUUCUCUUAAAAUCUCAUAAAAUGUCUUAAAUGUGAUUUUUGAAAGGUCUUAAAAAUGUGCUAACUCUACUUACAAAUAAAACAGCGUGCCAUAGGAAUAAAGAUUGAUUCGAAGUAAUGUAAAAUGUUCUGAUUUCCCUUCGCAUCUUUUGUACUUUGUUGCCAUGUGGAUGUUAAAUGGUCUGAAAUUGUCUUCAUUACGGUCUUUAAAAAGUCUUAAAUUUGACUUAUUGAAACCUGCAGAGACUCUGACAUGAAUUGAUCGUUGUGGUUCAGAAAGACAUUGAUCAGCAGAUUUGAACCCUCAUUCACAUUGUUUGGACAUUUACACAAAAACAUAAUACUAGCAUGUAAACGUGUUCGACAACUGCUGACUCAUACAGGUGACUCAGCAGCCUGAACUUUCAUUUUCUGUUUUUUAUUUGUUCACCUGACUCGUUUCAGUCAAAUAUUGACUCUUUUCUUUGGUUUGUAACAUGACCGUAGCUCUGUCUGUUAUAUUCCCCUGUUCUAGUAACUGUAUCUUUCAUUUGUUGCUAGGUAGUUAAAAGACGGAAACCAGCUAAUUGUUAUUGUCAAAAUUGUUUCCUUUUAAGUGAUCCCUCGUCUUUUUAUCUUUCGGGGAAAAAAAUCUGAGUUCAGCUUUUAAUGCAUAAGAAGGAAAGUAAAAGAGGAACUAUCAAAAUGGCAUGACGGGACAGCAUGACACAGAGAAGUACAGCUCCGAGGAGGGGGUAUGAGCAUUACUCAGCAGAUUGCAGGGGUUGAUUUAAUGGUUGGAAUGACAUUUUCCUGCACACAACCCCCCUAUCCUCCUUACACACACGCACACACUCACACACACACACCGCCUGGAGUCACCCUCAGCUAGAAUUACUUAGCCAUCCUAAUCAAUAGCCCUGACGUGUCUGUUGCUGUUUUAUCCAUCACCAUGACAAACUGUGUGUCCUGUGUGUGUAGCACAUGUGUGUGUGUACAUCCGAAGGAGAUUUAAGUUGUGCCAGUAAAAGCAGCUGCUUUAGCCUGAUGCUCCAACAUGGCACACUGCCUGUCUCUGGUAUGUCAUGUUUGCUCUCUCUCUCUGUGUGAUAGGUGACAGAAAGGUUGCAUGUGUUUCUGUAUGUGUGUAGAUGUAUAAAUAAAGACUGAGAGAGUCCUUUAUUAAGCUAGGUCCCCCCCUCCCCCUCUUAAGGGACUAACCCCUCUGAAGGUCACCAGCCUGCCAUAGGACACCUCGCCAAAUGCCACUGGUUGUUGUUUGAAUGAACAACAGAGACAUCAAUGCUGCGCUUGUUUGCUCAACAAUCACAUGAUCACAUGUGUAGGUUUAGUCCUGGCGUUAAGGCGGGCUUUGUUUAUGGCUGAUAAAUCUAACACUUAAACAAACUCUCUGUAAGCUAUACUUUGCUACAUUGCCUGCAAAUAUAUCCAUUAAUAUAUUUAUGAAUAUCUCCUACUCUUAAAAUAUUCAUGUUGACAAGAUACAACAUCUCCAAUCACUCGCUCUGCUCUCAUCUCUACCCUCUCCAUCUGGAUUUUCCCCGUACUUUCCCUUCUUCUCAUUAGUCCUUUGCUUCUCCACUCACAGAUUUUCUCGGCUGCGAAGCCUCAACUUAUCCAACAACCACCUUGGUCAGUUCCCCAUGGCCAUCUGUGAUAUCACCACGCUGACGGAGGUCAACCUCAGCUGUAACUACCUGGCCUGUGUCCCCAGCUCUGUGGGAACAAUGACCAAGUAAGUAACCUGAGUAGGGCCCAAGUUUUUGAUAAACUUAGAUGAAUCAAUGGGUAUUAUUCCGUUUAUAAAUUUAAUUGCAUACUCAUCUGUCUCAAACCUUUAGUUACACAUUCUUUGUCCUGUUACUUAAGCUUUUAUGAGCUGAUUUGUUGCAAAGAAUCCAGUUUUCCACUUCGUCUUCGGCUUUUUCAUACACAAACUUGACGGAUUAUCUCACAUUUUCCUUAAAGACCUAUAAUUUUAUUGAGUUACUGAUGUCCCUUUAAAGACCAAUCAAAUUACACUACAGUCCAGACUGGAUUAUGUCAGAUGGUUCAGAUGGUUUGGAGGUUAUUAGGUUUACCUCAAAGACCAAACCACAGAUUGUUUUUUUAAUUCUAGGACAACAUUUCAAGACGAUAAAAAAACAAUAUUACCAGCCAGAAAAACAUUUUUACUUAUUCUCAUGGGAAUCCUCUGAGCGUUGUAUUUUUGGUUUGACCCUAAUAUCAGCCCUCUUGUCUGUGGAAAAACCUGCAUACUCUUUAGAUUAAUGUCAGCAAAUUGCAAUAAUAUUCAAAAUUAAUUCAGAUCAGGGUCCAAAACAUGAAAAUUCAUGCACUGUGUCAUCUAAUUUAGCCCACUGUGACAGCAGGGAAUACAGAGAUUACAGGAGCCCUUUUGUCAGUGCUGACAUUUGGGUUGCUCUGUGUGCUUCAGAUCUUAUUUGAAACUGAGCAUACAGGUAUGCAGCUUGAAACAUGGCUGGAUGAGACUUUAAUCUGCAGGAAUGAUCUGGUAUGCCUGUAAAUUCCUCAAGUGUCCAGUAGGGCAUUUGUGCUGCUACUGCCAUCUGCUGGACAAUAAAUGUACUGAUUUUGAACAGGUCUCUUAAGGCACAGUAUCACUGAUUGGUUCACUGUGUAGUUAAGAAAAGCCUCAGUUUUUGAAUGCCAGUCUGUGUCAAAAGUUUAAUUUCGCAUGUUUCCUUCAGUUUGCAGACAUUCCUGUUGGACGGUAACAGUCUAGGUGAUCUGCCCAAUGAGCUGGGUUCCCUCCAGAGGCUGAAUUACCUGGGCCUUUCCUUCAACCAGUUCAGCCAUGUGCCUCAGGUGCUGGAGCAGCUGACCACCAUGGAGAAGCUGUGCAUGGCCGGGAACAACUUAGAAAUAUUCACCCUGCAGAACUUCAGACUUCUGAGAGUCAAACACAUCGAUUUAAGGUACAACUCUUCUGGGUAUAAGACUACGAUAGGGUCAUGGUUGAGAACAAGCAUCACUUGAAGUCCUUAGUCAUGCUCAUCCUAUGCAAUGCCCUCCCUGACACAUGUUAUCCCGCUUAUGAUAGAAACAAAAACACAAAGAGGAAACCACAACACAAGCAGACAGCAGGACAGCACGCAGUCAGGAAAUCAUUUGCCUGUCGUAGCUCCAUCAGGUGUCUAACCACUGUUUGCUAAAGCCCAGAACUGCAAUGACUUGCACUAUUUUUCCAGUUAAUACUUCACUCCCUCUGACUUUGCCGAGGCAAGGUCAGUCAAUACAUUCUCCAACCCUCUCACCUGUGUGAGCAAAGACCCCUUGAUGUUUUUAUUUUACCAUCACACUAAAAGAUUUAAUUAGAAAACGUGUCAAGAGAUUUGCUAAAAAAUGAGAUUAUUUAAUCUUUUAGGUUUUUAAUUGAUCAAGCAUGUGGUCUGCAAAAUUGUGGGAAAUGUGCAAACUAAAGAUAACACAUGAAAAAAAAAACGUUUGUCUUUUUAUUAGAAGUCAUAAUUAACAUAUUCCAAUGCAAGUUUUACUAGAUUAUUUGUUAUUGAAUGCCACUGCUGCUUUUUUAAUUAAAGGCUGAUAAACUGAACAAUUGACUGAAUAAUUGUGAUAGAUUUACUGGCUCUUUAACUUUUAAUCCAAAAAAUAAUCCCUGUAUUAUGUUAAAAAAUAGCGCCUUUUUCCUCUAAAACGUUUUGAUUUGCUAGUUUUCUUGUCUCAUCUUCAAAUAAAACGACACUGAUAAAAAUAUUCACAAAGAUACAAUGAUGGAUGUUUUCAUCAAAAGCAAAAUGAUGAACAGAUUUUUAAAAAGUAACAGAAAGAAAAGGAAAAUAUGGAAACAAAGUUUUUAAAUGAGGCACAUUUUUAGUGUAGAGUUUCUUUGUUUUUGAGCUGGUUUCUUUUCUUAACUUUUCUGACAAAGCAGGAUUUUAAUUGCAUUGUAGUAGUUUUCUAUUUGACUGUACAGUGCCCAGCAUAAGUCAGUACUCCCCCUGUUAAAACUAAUGUAUUACUCAAUAUCUAUAAGAGCAAAGUUUUGACAAAGCUGAGUUUAACAUCACAUUUUAUUCACCAUUAGAUGAAAAUAUGGGUGAUACGGUAACUAAAAUUUAGCUCUGCUCCCAGAACUUUGAUUGGGAUGUACUCAUUUUUGCAUCCUGAUUUUAAAUGAAAAAAAUACUUUUUUGUAUGCAACCUAAAAAUCUUGUUUGCAAUUAAUGGCCUAUGUUUUAAGGAGUAUUUUGUUGUGAAGUCUGACAUAGAAAAUGUUGAUUUUGAAAGGAAACUGAAGGUUUUCUGACAACUUUGAAGGGGUGUACUCAUUUAUGCUGAGCACUGUCAGACUUCAAAGGUGUUUUGUCAUUUACCUGCCAAUCAAGACAAGCUGUGAACGGGUAUGAUUGGCUGUUUGCUUUACUGUCAGGAGAUUUCUAAAAACUCAAUGAAGAAUUCAGUGCUGGAUCAUUUCAGAUAUCAUUACUAGGUGACAUAAAAUUCCUCCAAGUGCAACAGAUUCACAGCUCACUUUUCCACAAAGCAGCCAGAACCUACACAAUAUAUCAGCCCUCACCUGAGGCGUGUUCCCUGCUUUACAAGAAAGGCCACAGCCUGUGCAGUUCAACCUUAUCCAAUUGGAGCUGAACCUUUGCCUCCUCCCUGCUCCCCCCUUGUCAGGUUGAAUAAGAUCUCCCGCAUGGUGCCAGAUGAGCCUGACCUGCUGCGGCACGUGACCCAGCUGGAUGUGAGGGAUAACAGGCUGACGGAGCUGGACGCCUCAGUGUUCCCCAGGCUGGAGGUGCUGCACUGCGAGAGGAACCAUAUCACCAGCCUCAAGGCCAAGGGUUGUUUGCUCAAAGGCAUCUACGCCUCCAACAACGGUGGGUUUGACAACAACAGUGUGGUUGAAAGAGAAAGAUCCCCUUACAUUUCUCUCACAUCAGCACAAGCUCACUACUCCUGACACUGAAUCCUUUUCUGCGAAUCUAUACCAUACAUAUACCUCUCAUUUCUCAUCCUUCAAUUCAUCCCAUACCUCUCUCUCUCUCUCUCUCUCUCUCUCUCUCUCUCUCUCUACAAGCAUCCAUCUUCCUCAUCAGUGCCGCAGUACGAUUGUCCCUCUUCAAUCAUACCUCUUUAACUUGUCAUCUCAUCCCCCUCCCUCCACUCCUAUCGCUUCCCUCCAUUUCCCAUCCACCUGCGAUUGUAAUAGAGCGCGUCUGUCCUUGCUGUAGGUUAAUGUGUUUGGAUUUCUCUCCGCAGAGAUACGACAACUCGAUGUCACUCCUGUGCCCUCCAAUCUCAGCUACAUGGACAUCUCGAGGUGAGUUAAAUCCACACACACAGACAAGGCAACACAACUUUGAUUGGAAAAAGUGUAGAGCUUGUUUUUGGCACCUUCUCUGUCCUGGAGAGUAAAAUUGAUAUAAAGUUCUUGCAGCUUCAGAGCCAAAUAUUUUGCGAGCAAAUCUUUGAAAGUGUGUCGAAAUGUCAGAGUUGUUAUCCCUGAACCCUGACAUUUCACCUUUGGCAACCAGAGCAAGUGAAAGCAAGGCUGCUCUCUGAGUUUUAUUAACUUUAGGUUGAUGUUUUUAAUCUUUUAGAAGCUGAGAUUUCAUUUUCUUGAUAAACAGCAUCUGAAAUAUUGCCAAAAAAAAAGAAAAAACAGAACUGAAGAUGCCGCCUCCCACUUUUCCAGAGCAGAACUGUUGGGAAUUCAGAAACAUCCCAGGACAUUUUAUAUUCUAUGUUCGGUAUCUCACUUUACAAACCGCACAUAAUUUAUCAUCCUUGUCUCUGCUCCUGUAGGAACCAUAUGGAGUCCCUGCCUGACUGGCUGUGUGAAGCAAAGAAACUGGAAGUCCUGGACGUGAGCCACAACCUCCUCACUGAGCUCCCUGCGCGGUAAGUCUCUCAGUGGAUGUGUCCCUAAGUCUGUAAAUGGACUACAGUGCUGCAUUAUUCUCCCUGCCCUUUGCCAGCCAGUCAUCUAUCCCCCAUAGAGCCCCAUAAAUCACACAGAUAGCCUGUAACCUCUGUGGCCUGCGUCCAUUCUCUUCCUCUUUAUAUAGCCUCUUAGAAGGUCAGUUCAGAUGCUGCAUCUUCCUCCCGCUGUCUCUGUCUCACACAAGCUGUCACACCUCCUUCCUUCUGCUUCUCUUAUCGUAGUUUUCUGUCUUCUUCUUCUCUCCUCAUUUUGUGCAGAUGUGUUUUUAACUCAUCUGUGAAUUCCAGUUGCCGGCUCCAUGAGAAGUGGUGCUUUUUUUCUAGUCUUGCAUCCCUAUUUUUGUUGCAAUAAGCACCCAUGUCCAUCAAUAUUCUAGUGAAUAGUCAAGUUUGCUUGAGAGGAAGAAUUCAUUUCAUCUGUUUGCUAGUUGUUUUAGCUAUUUACCAAUACCCAACUCUCCCUAUUUCUGUCCAGUUACACAACCUCACCUUUCUACGCCUCUACAGGAACAGACAUGUCUCCAUUUAUUCCACAGUUCUGACCGGGGUAUCCGUGUUUUUCCCUGUGCCGCAGGUUGUUAUGCAGCAACAGUCUGAGGAAGCUGGGUGCAGGACAUAACCAGCUGCAGAAGCUGCCUGAAAGAGUGGAGCGCCCUCUGCUGGAGGUUUUAGACGUACAGCACAAUCAACUUGUGGAGCUGCCCUGCAACCUGUUCCUCAAAUCUGACAGGUAGCAUUAAUCACCAGCUGGAAGUGAUUUGUUGUUUUUAUUAGAUGACGGGCCAGACAUCAGACGGAAAGAUUAAACGUUAGGAAAAUGAAACCAUUUGAAGAUGGAGUAUGGAAAUUAGGAACGAGAUUACAAUCGAGGGAAAGAUUCUCAAGGGCAAAGAUGAAAGUGAAAAAAAACAACCAAUCAGGAUAAAGAGGGGAAGAGGAGGGGGUUUUGAUCAAGGUCAAAAAAUGUGGAAUUCAUGUAGCAAUUAGUUUCUGCAGCAGUCAUGAAUUUGUCCUUUUGUUUUCCACUCAGUUUACGGUGUGUCAAUGCAUCGGCCAAUAAACUGGAGCACCUGCCGCCAUCCAGCCUAUCAGAGGAGAGCCACAGCAUCCUGCAGGAGCUCUACCUGACCAAUAACAGGCUCACAGACAAGUGUGUGCCCAUGCUAACAGGCCACACACACCUACGUGUUUUGCACAUGGCGUACAACCAUCUCCAGACCUUUCCAGCCAGGUAAAUAACACCUUUUUUUUUUUGCUCCUUUCAACAAUUUGUUUUUAAUCGUCAUAUCUUUUAUUAUUGAAUCAUCGUAUAAGAAAUUACAAGCAGGUUUUUAUGUUUAUUUUUGAACAUAUAAUAACACAAACAUAACAAAUAACAAAUUUGGUUUAAUACUUAGCAGUUAAAGUUUUAUGAAGAAAUUGAAUCUGAAUGACUUUAAACAUGUUAUAACUUUGGUAUUUCUGUGUUUAUUGGCCAACUUAUUCAAGGGUGCCAAAAACUCCCUUGAAUGAAAAAUGAUCUGCCGUCACGGACAGAUUUAUGGUCUAAAUAUAAUUAAUUUGAUACAAUAGAAAAUCAAAAAUGCAAAUUAGAAAAUGAUUCAUGAACCGAUUUAAAAGCAUGAAGAGAAUUUUGUGGAUUUCCUGUGUAACACGUGGAGCGUUAUCCUCAAUAUAUUUUCUGUGUUAUUGACUAAUUUAUAAAUCGAUAUGUUCUAAAAUUGCUCAAUGCUUCUCCCUCAUUCUUCAGUAAAAUGGCCAAGCUGGAGGAGCUGGAGGAGGUGGACCUGAGCGGAAACAUGCUGAAGACUGUGCCCACCACCAUCAUGAAUUGCCGGCGAAUGCACACGCUCAUCGCCCACUCCAACUCCAUCGAGGUCUUUCCAGAGGUCAUGCAGCUGAUGGAGAUGAAAGUAAGACAGUAGUAGCAGCAGUAGCGCAUCUCCGCAUCUCUGUGUUUGUCUAUUUACAGUAUAGGUACGAGCCCCUGAUCUCAGAGCUGUGUUUGUUUGUUUGUUUGUUUGUACUCACAUCUCUUCCUGUCUUUUGUCAGUGUGUGGAUCUGAGCUGUAAUGAACUGAGUGAGAUCACCCUGCCGGAGAAUCUGCCUCCCAAGCUUCAGGAACUGGACCUGACCGGAAACCCACGUCUGAAUCUGGACCACAAGACCCUCGAACAACUCAAGUAUGUCAAUUGAUAGAUAUUUAUAGUUAAAGUGGUAACACUUUAUUUGACGUCUAUCUCUUUAACGCUUUAUAAAUAUAUGUGUAACGCAUCAUAAUCACAUUAUAACACUGUAUAACUAUAGCUAUAAACUCUCAUAAAUGAUCAUAAUUUUAUAGAAACAAUCAUAACACAUUAUAAAGCAUUUUAUCAUGACUUAAAAGGUCAGGUAUUAUAAUAUGUUACAACUGUCAACAACUCACUGACAAUGCCCACAUAGAUAAUGCAUUAUACAUAUAUUUAUGAUGUGUUAUAAUUUGCUUAACAACUUGUAUAACUAUCAUUAUAAACACUUGUUAUUUAUCAAAAGGCUUUAUAACAAUAAGCAUAACACCUUAUAAUACCUGACCUUGUAAGUCCUGAUAAAAUGCUUUAUAAUGUGUUGUGAUUAUUGCUAUAAAUCUUUAUGAUCAUUUAUGAGUGUUUAUAACUAUAGUUAUACAGUGCUAUAACGUGAUUAUAACGCAUUAUACAUAUAUUUAUAAUGCGUUAUAGAGAUAGGCAUCAAGUACAGUGUUACGGAUAAAGUGUUUGGGACUAUGACUGCUCUGUUUCUUGAAAAAAAAAUAAAAACACUUAACUUGCCUCUGUUUUUAAAUUCUCAGUGCAGCUAUUUAUUGAUUUUUGAUCAUUUUGUGUUAGAUACUGCUAUAAUUGUCAAGUUUAUUCACACAACUGCCUUUUGUAUCAACCCACUGACCUUUUACUCCAGGAUUAAAGCCGCUCCGCUCCUGUGUCUCGCCUUCGGUGAGAUCAAGUCAUUUUCAUAUGUUUCUUGUUCCUUGUCUUUCAGUAAUAUUCGCUGCUUCCGUAUUGAUCCGCCUCCAACCUUCUCCAAUGAGGCAUCUGGUGGGCCUGCUGUGUGGAGUCAUGGUUACACAGAGGCCUCGGGCGUCAAAAACAAGUAAGUUCAAUUCAGUCAAUGAUGAAAAAAAAGAAAGAAAAAAAAACACCCACCAUCGCACUCGUCCGGUGAGGCUUCACUAAUUCAAACCUCUUGAGGAUUCACAUUGUUAAAGCCGGAUGACUCAAACGGAGGAAGCAUUGAAACAGUGCUUAUUGAAAACAUGAAUCAUGUGUACUCACAUGCCAAAACAACUCGCUGUGAGCUCGGUUGGCGAUUCGACUCUUUUAAUGUGCACGCUAAAGAGCAGAUUGCACAUAUUCUGUCUGCAUUUCCAGGAGAUGUUCAAUCAGCCAGGCUGCUUUGAUGACGCACAUUCAGCUGUGGAGUUGAAUAAAUCACAGAAGGCAUUAUCUCCAUGGUUAUUAGUGUGUGGAGUAGAAUGAUCAAUACAAGAAAAGAGGAGUAAAAUGGCUUUGAAGCCCUCACAGAGUGUGUUUUUUCCCUCCCAGCGUGAAACAGUGAUAGUAUACUUCCUCUUGUUUUUCCUCUGCAGACUCUGUGUCGCAGCUCUGUCGGUGAAUAGUUUCUGUGGGAGUCGAGAGGCUUUGUACGGUGUGUUUGAUGGGGACAGGAACGUCGAAGUGCCCUACCUGUUGCAGUGCACCAUGAAUGACGUGUUGGCUGAGGAAAUCCACAAGACCAAGAGCGAGGAGGAUUACAUGACCAACACCUUCCUCGUCAUGCAGAGGUACGAGACUAAACAAACUCAGAUCUGCACGAUGAGCUGACUGACAGUAGAAUUUUUACAAUCUCUCCUCUCUUCUUCUGCCACCACAGAAAACUGGGAACCGCAGGGCAGAAACUGGGUGGCUCAGCUGCUCUGUGUCACAUCCGCCAUGACCCCACUGACCCUGGCGGCUGCUUCACCCUCACUGCUGCUAAUGUGGGCAAGUGCCAGGCCAUCUUGUGCCGAGACGGGAAGCCUUUGUCGCUGUCACUGCUACAAAAUGUUGGGCUGGAGGAAGAAUACCGCAGGAUCAGGCAGCAUCGGGCUAUCAUAACUGAGGUAGAGAUCCUUCAAUCAUUCACAGCGCACUGAAACCAGUUCUGUUUGUAGGAUGUCAGAUUGAUGUUUGUACCUCUGUCCACAGGACAACAAGGUGAACGGUGUGACCGAUUCUACACGAAUCAUGGGAUACUCCUUCCUCUACCCGUCAGUCAUUCCUUGUCCCUACGUGCAAACAGUCACUCUAACCCCCCAGGAUGAGUUCUUCAUUUUGGGUAGUCGGGGUCUGUGGGAUGCCGUGUCUCCCACAGAGGCUGUGGAGGCUGUAAGAAACGUCCCCGACGGCCUAGCUGCUGCCAAGAAGCUGUGCACGCUGGCGCAGGGCUACGGCUGCACAGAUAGCCUCAGCGCUGUCGUGGUCCAACUCAGUGUGAGUGAAGAUUGCUGCUCAUGUUGCUGCUCAGAGCCUCCCCAGCCUCCUCCCAGCCCCGGAUUGGGCCCCUACCCCCCAUCGUCCUCCGUCAUCAAGGAGCGGCCCUCAGAUGGCUCGCUGCCUGUGCCGCCGUCCUCCUGCAGUGAAAUCAGCAGCGAGAUCAGCACCAGUGAGAUGAGCAGCGAGGUGGGCUCCACAGCCUCGUCUGAUGAGCCACCGCAGAGCUCUCUAGUGCUGCUGCACGAGCAGCCUCACCAUCCUCACCUCCACCUGCACCACCAGGCUCACUCGAUAUCCCUACAGCACCAGCAGGCCCACACAAACACCCAGCCUUGCCAGUACCUGUUUCCAGGUGCAGAGCUGCCUUCUGCCCGCAGCUGCUGUGCCCUCCACCCUGCCUGCUUGGCGGGAUCUUUCCAGAGGCAGCUCUCUAGCGCCACUUUCUCCAGCGCCUUGUCUGACAACGGGCUCGACAGCGAGGAUGAGGAACCCAUCGCCGGGGUUUUCUCUAACGGGAGCCGCGUUGAAGUGGAGGCAGACAUCCACUGCCUCAGAGCAGAGUCUUCCUCCUCCUCCUCUCCAACCCAAACAUCAUUACCCUCCUCCUCUAGUCAGGAGCGUAACCUGCUUACUCUUCCUCCUCCUCCUCCUCCUCCUCCACCAUGCACACCAGAGCCCCUGGAGGAGGGCAUCGACAUGAGCCUAGGUGAGGCUGAAAAUGGGAUGGAUAGGGAUGAAUCGUGGCAGGGAGUUGGCGCCGCAGGUGGGGAAGGAGGAAAGUUAACCAGCAAGAGGAGGAUCAACGGGUCAGUGGCGCAGCAGGAAAAGAGUCACAACCUUAUCGAGGUGGCUGCUGAUGCUCCAUCCAAGAAGUCAGGGGGUUACUUUACAGCUCCAGCCCAGCCUGACCCCGAUGAUCAGUUCAUCAUCCCCCCUGAGCUGGAGGAAGAGGUGAAGGAAAUCAUGAAGCAGCAUCAGCAAAAACAGCAGAAGCCACCAGGAAGUGAUCAGCCCACUGACUACUACGACACCCCUCUCUGAACAAGACCACCACCACCAACACCAACAACUACAGCCUCAUCUCCUUCCUAACUGCAGCGUGCACAGGAGCCCUAACGAAUUCCCCUCUGCAGUCACAAACACAUACGUUUCUUCAGGAUGGCUGCAAGAACGCACAUGAAGAAGUUCGAUCAUAGUUUUUUUUCUAAAUGGCCUCCCCUGCUCUACAGCAGCAGCCUCAUCUUCGAAGAACCAUGUACUGUAACCUGCUCCGACCAUUUUUACCCAACAACCCUUAGAAUGAAACAAGCAAAUGAGCCCUUUAAUGAAACUGAACCCUCUUUUCAAAGCCUGUGGACGCAGCUCCACGGCUGUGCCCUCCUUCACAGACUUUGGACACACAGACUUAUUUUUACAUUAGACAACCAGCUGAGUAUGUAAUCAACACUUGUCUCUUUGCAAUAGCAUUAGCUCGCCACAACACUUGUUAAUAUGGAUAACAAUUCCAUGGUUGGUUUGUUUGUUUGUUUUGUAAAAACUUACCAUAUCUUUUAAUGUGAAAGCAGUGAAGUUGCUGAAAGAACUUUUUAAAAACAGAGACACAUAAUCUUUUUAUUAUCAGUGAACUAUGUCGAAUGGUACACCAGUAAUACCACACUUAACUGUUGUAGAUAGGGCACUUAAAAAUACUGUAUUUCUUCAGUAAAUCAUGGCUCUUGGCCUGUAAAAUGGCAUAGAAAUUUUUUGUAGAAAUUUUGAAUACUAACUCCUAGGAGUUGCAUACUCUUUAUGGUGACUCAGUCACUUUUACUAAUCUUCUCUGAGAGAAAUGGUGAUUUUUUUUCCCAAUGAUUGUAAAUAAGAGAAAUGUUGUAUACUGAUGCUUUUAAAGGAACUGCGUACCUGUAUGUCGGUGGAGGUUUUAAAGGUGGGAAGGAUUUUUGGUUCGCUAAGAGUUUGCUGUUAUGGAGGUGUCACCCCCUUUUCCCUUUUUAUCUUUCAAAGUAGAUCCACAAAUUUCCCACAAACACACACACAUACACACACACACAUUUACACACAAACAUACAAAUGUAUAUGUGCAAUUGCAGGUCAGAAAACCCAACAUUCCAUGCAAAAGUACUACACAAAGUUGCUAUGGUUUGCUCCACUUUGUUUGAUUGUGAUGUCCUGUAGUCAUCACUGUAUCUUAUGAACACUAACAGGCAGAUCUUUGCAUGCACAGACACACAAAUACACAAACAUGGACACUGACACUAAAUAUUAGUCCCACCUUCCUCCUGCAGUAACUGUUAUCACCGGCAUGACUGUGUCAAGUUCAGUAAUACAAACAAAUAUAUCCACAUGGAAAAGAGACAACACAGAUGUUCCUGUCUUUGGUAUAAUAAAUUUUAAAUUUGUGAAUAUAAG
This is a messenger RNA of Xyrichtys novacula (pearly razorfish), 49732 nucleotides long. The record is from the annotation of a GenBank genome assembly. NCBI's taxonomy places the organism in Eukaryota, Metazoa, Chordata, Actinopteri, Labriformes, Labridae.